GAGAGAGAGAGAGAGAGAGAGAGAGAGAGAGAGAGAGAGGUGUCGGGGGGUAGACAGAUAGGCAGACAGACAGAGGGAUGUCCUCCUCGGGAAGUUAUUUGAACAGCAGUGGCUAACACCAGGCCGUGCACCCAGCAGCAGGAACCCCCUGUUCACCUCCACACCUACCGCGUGCACCAGCCCCUCCUCUCCGCCUCUUGCUGCGGUUGUUUCCAGCCGCUGUCUGGUCGCAGCAGUCCGGCUGGAACAUCCCCUGAUGUGCCGCGGCGGCUACCAGCAGGCAUCUGGAGCCUCCCACCCACCCACCACACGGUGCAAUGCAACAGUGGCCAGUGCUUCCAGGGUGUCAGCCUACAGCAAACGGAGCUUUUUAAUACCUCAAAGGUAAAAAAAAAAUCAUGACGUGCCGAGUCACAUCUGGGGCCUCUGCUCGGAGGAUUUUUGUCAACUCUGGACCGCUGCUUCAUGUUUCUUCCGCUCAUUUCUAAGGAGAGCCUCUCUGAGUGAACGCUUGUUUGUCUUUUUCGGGGUAUAUUUGUGUCACACUCGAGAAAUGUUCACGCCUUAAGCCAGAAACAAUAAGAAGUCACAGUUAGCGUGUUGUCCGCCAACUAGAGGGAUUUACAGUGUCUACCCGGAGCACCACCGGUUGAAAGGAGCUGUUAUUGAACCCGCUACAGGAGUUCAUUUCUCUGGAGAGGCUGAGGAGGAAGGUUUGCCUCUGUCAAGAAAACAAAAAAACUCACACGUCAAAGUUUUGAGUGUGGGGCCGUUUUGACAUGAUGGUGAUCUUCAACGGGCAGCUGAAGAUCAAAAUCUGUGAGGCUCUGGACCUCAAACCCACGGCUUGGUCUUUACGUCACGCCGUUGGUCCAAAGACUCAGACGUUCCUGCUGGACACGUACAUAGCCCUGAACGUGGACGAUUCCCGCGUGGGCCAGACCUCUACUAAACAGAAGACAAACAGCCCUGCGUGGAAUGAUGAGUUCACUACGGAGGUCCACGACGGCCGCAAGAUCGAGCUCUCCGUCUUCCACGAUGCUCCCAUUGGCUACGACGACUUCGUGGCCAACUGCAUCAUCCAGUUUGAGGAUAUCCUGCACAACGGGAGCAAGCACUUCGAGGACUGGGUAAGGUGGUGGGGUGGCACCCUGAGGUGCACAUAGUGGGGGCUGAUGAUUGCAGACCUUUGCAAACUAGUCAGAGUUCCAUCAUGGCUGUUUUAAAGUGCAGUGAUUUAGCUUUGAUUGAAGUGAAAGUGGACAUUACAACUUCAUAUAGGGGCGAGUGGGGUAAGUUGAGCCAAAGGGUAAGUUGAGCCACCCCCUCUUGUUUGUAAAUUGUAAAAGGAAUUGAUCACGUGACCAAAUAUUUAGGUGAUGGGCAUCAAUUCAUGGAGCCUGUGAAGGUUAGAAGCAUGUGGGUGAAGGAGUUUGGCAUUUAUUUCCAAAAAAACAUUUUUCACUCUUAAAAGUGAAUUUAGUCUGUCAUAAGUUUUAUUAGUGUUCAGACUAAAAAAGAUCAUUUUAAAUUUGCUUUAUACAUCAAUCGUGGUCUCUAUGAGCUACAACAUGAGGUCAAAAACCUAGCAUAAAAGUCCACCAUUUUAGUUUAGAGGACUAAUAAAGUCAUAAUAGUAGUUCAGGGGUAAGUUGAGCCAGUGUCUCAACUGAGAAAGUAAAGGAGUCUGAUGAGAGGAUUAGAGUUUCAAUUCAGAUUGUUGAAUGUGUUACUUUUUCUUUUCAGAAAUACAGCUGUGAAUGUUCUGAAUCCCUUAAAGACAUUCUCAUGUUAAAAUGGCUUUUUACAGGACAGCUUUUUAGCAGUUAUAUGCAAUAAUAAAAAGAAUGAUUGUACCAGUUGAAUAGUGUAUAAUAGAUAAAAAUACACAUGAAUGUGAAGAAGUGACUGUUAUUUAGGGAGAGAGAAGGUGACGGAGGGCUGGGGUGGCAAGUGGGGGGUAGUAGGGAUACAGCUCAACUCAUCCCACUUCUAUGGUCAACUUACCCCAUACACAGGAUAAGUUGACCAUUGGUGUCCACUUCUUUUGGCAUGCUAUAUUAUCAAGACAGUUAUGUUUAAACUUAUUCUGUUGAUUUGCAGGGAUGCACAACAUCUUGAAAUAUAUGCAGAUACACUAGUUAGAGACAAAACUAUGAUUGCCUUGAUGUAGUGAUCACAAAUAUGAAAAAUGGCUCAUCUCUUACCCCACUCUCCCCUAUUAAAAGUUGCAGGAGGGGCUUGCUUGUUUCAUAACAAAAAAAGUCAUAAUUAGGUCAAAUUAUCAUGAGAAAUGAAAUGAUUUCUGGGAUAAAAUGUUACAGGACAAAGGUGUUAACAUUCUUUAAAGCUUAACUAAGUCUAAGGUGAAUUAAAAACAAACAAAGAAAAGUUCAUGUCACCUCUCUGGCUCCGUAGAAUCUGACAAACUCCAAAUGUUUGAUAUUUUUGCCCAAUAAAGUAUUCAUAGAUUACUUAAAAUAAUAGCUCAAUUUCUAAACAGAGUUUGGACAGUUUUGGCAUGUUUCAUUACAAGGAAAAAGCCAUGAAAAAUAUCAUUCCUUCCAGCUCUUCAGUAAUCACUGUGCUUUAGUGGCUGGUCAGUUAAUAGCUAAGUUGUAGGCAGUGAAAUCUAAACAUAAUGUUCAAUAGAAAACUUGGUUUUUGGACACCUGUGGCUAGGAGAACACAGCAGACUCCAGCUUCACUUUACAGUGCCUUUUCAGUUUACAGUGUUCAUAGUGUCAUGGUAGUGUGUUAUUGUCCUGCAGUAUACUGUGUGACAGAUGCACCAGCCACUGCACGCACUCUCACACAGACAGACUGGAUCCUGUUACCUUUCUUGUGCUCUUGUUAGAUGGAGCGGUGACCCACAGCAGAGCCACAGAGGAGGAGAGGGAGGGUGUGGUUUGGCCGCAUGCAUGACAAACACAAACACAGACUCUCUUGCAAACAGAGCAGCAUGCAGGAGCUGUUGGUUAUUGUCUGAAACUGCAGUAGCUGGCUGAUGCUUGACUGUUUCUCUGACAAGACUAUCAGGAGACAGAAGAGUAAGAUGAAAGAGAAAGGGAAUAAAACAAGUAGAGGGUAGGAUGGAGAACAGAAAGUGGAUUCCUAUCUUACAGAGAGGCACAGUGGGAGACUUAGACGGUCAAGACUGACAGAGCUAUGUGAUGUUUGGACAGUAUAGAGUCGGUUAUUGAUUACGGAUUUUGGAAAAGGAUGAGAGUGUUCUUGUGUGUUUGAUAAUCAUCCCAUUCAUUAAGGCUGAUAACUGUCAGGUCUGCCAAAAUGUGAUGAAACUCUACCACUUUUUAUGAAAGAAGAACAUUUUGUAAGGUCCUGCUCCAGACGGUGUUCAUCAUUGUUUUUUUUUCUGUCUAGAAGAAAGGAGAAUUAAAUCUGCUAUUGUUCAGAAUAAUUUUUGGAUGUGCCACCUCGCGUUUGAAAAAGCACAUUUUAAAGCACACCCAUGGGUACUCUGAGUCGAACAUGUCUUGACUUAACUGCAUCAUGCAUUAUGUCAUCUCAGCCAAAGAAAAAACUUGACAUCAUCAUGGGGGAAGCAAACAGCUUGCGUAAUUCCCACUGAGUAAUGCUAAUGUAACCUACUGAGAAAUCUCUGUAGAGCUGUUGAAGAGGUUCUUUAAGUUGAUGCUUUUUCUCCAAAGACUUUAAAACUCCAUCUCAAAAAGCAGAGUAUGCUGACUCCUGCAGCACACCUACUGAGGCCCCCUAUCCAGGAGCAUCAGUGGGUGCUGACUGGACGUUUCAGUGACUCAGGCGUUUGUGAUCAUUUUUAGCCACAGGUUUUCUUCACAGUGUCUCUGCACUUGGCAUUGCCUGUCUUGCUCCUGUCUGCAUCCUGGCUCCCCCACCAUCAGCAGUGCAGAUUCUUAUAUGUAUUUAUGAGAGGUGGGUGCAAUUAAUCCAUGAGUCAAUGCAUCGUGAUGCUUCAUGCAACGAUUCGGCUUCGAUUAAUCAACAUUGAUACUUAAAAAAAUUAAUGAACGAGUAAUACGUGACCAUAACACGCAUGCUGCCUGGACUGUUUAGUGAGCGGGACCACAACAAACAGAGGACCAUCCGGGAGACUGUCUCCAAACUUCCCAGUUUAAGUUAAGUGGGUCAAAGUGCAAAUGUUUACAUCACAGUCAUAAAAUAAAAUAUUUUGUGCCUUUGAAAAUUACAAGAAAAUGUUCAAAAAACCUUGUUAUUUACUUAUUGAGUGUAGUUUUGACAAAAAAUAUUUAAUUGCAAGGUUAUUUAUUUACAAAUGUAGCCACAGAUGAAGACAAAAUCAAUCUUGUAUGGAAAAAAAGCAGUAAAAACGGCAAUAAUCAAAGAAUCGUGGCACCAAUAAUCGAAUCUACAAUCAUUAUAAUUAAAGAAUCAAAGCUCCCAUAAUCUAAAUCAAAUCGAAUCAUGAGGUACCCUCGUUGGAAUACCCCUAGUAUUUAUUAUAAUGGUCUCAUCCUCUUAUUGGUGCAUGUCUUCAACAGGAUGGAAGUAUUAACCCUAACCAGGUCAAGCAUGGUAUAAACUACCACUGGCCAUCUCCCUGUGGGUGCUUAUAAUGAAUCUUUCCUUCAUGUGUGAUCCAGCACAUCUGCACUGAGCUUGGUUCAUCUUCAAGCAAUGUGACUGUCUCUGUUUUAGCCACUUGUGAUCAACAGAUGAGUAGAACCCAGACUUCUUCUCAAGCUUUACACUAAUAGAUGUUGCAUGGUAACCUUUUAAAACUGUUGCUGUGAAGUGCUGCUCUUAAAACCUUUUAACCUAAGCUGCUUCUUAGCAUAUGGCACCUUAGCUUGGAGAUAAAAGAAAAAAAAAGGUUAAGUUCCUCUCUGAAAUGUUUCGACACGCUGUCAACAAUUUAACCUCACCUUCAUCAUUAGUGUGCUUGGCGUGCACCUUCAACGCAUCAGCCUCUAUUGUAACCUGUUGGCUUUGUCAGCUGCCAUUGUUUCCACCUGAUUAUGAAAACACCUCACAUAGCACCACCUUUUCCCCUUUAAUGGCUGUGCUGGAUUCGGGACAGCUUCUAUGAGCAAUUACUUUACACUCCGCACAGUGCUGUCUUCUGCCAGUUCACGCCUCUGUGCUGAUCUAGGGAAUUGUGCGCUCACAAAAACAGAAUAAUUCAAGUAGUUUUUUUUUUCAUGAAAAUUCUGUUUUGUUAUAAUGGUCUGAUGGCAACCUGAAAAUCAGUAAAAAAAAAAAAAGACUGUACAAUAACAAAGUGUUAUUUUGGGAGGAAGAAAUACCUACAGGAAGUCCAGCGUAGUGUCACUGAAUCAUGUUUUCAUCACCAUGUAGCAGCAAUUCUGCUUACUCUGCAUAACAGAUGACUGCUUUCUAGUAGGAAAGCAAAUAUGUUUCAAAGAGUCUGGUCAAUCUACAGAUAAUGAAAAAUAUGAAUGGCUUAUUUCAAGUUGGGUUUGUGUCAUGAACCCCUGAUCUUUUGGCUGCCUCGUUUUUAGCAUUUUAUAAAUUUGCAUGCAAAACCGCCGAGUAAAAGGCUUUCUAGUGGCUGAAAGGAUGCAAUGCUUUCCGUUAUGUCAUCUCUUGAGAGUAUUCAUGCAUGCUUGAAACUCAAAACUCAUUCAAACUAUUCAUUUAGUUUUACUUGAAUUUUCUAAUUUAACAGAAUUAUGAGACAGUCCUUUUGUUUGCACCGGAUGAAACAAAUUCACUUAAUGAAAUGGAAAAAAAUGGUUAUUGAUUAAUUGAUAUAAUAAAAAGCAGUAGAUAACUCAUGACUUUCAGCUCUGUUUUUUAGUCUGUUUAGUGUUUUCGACUGGAAAUGUUUCCAAGAGGAUGCAGAGUAAAACUGCUCCCUGACACCUGACCACUAACUCCCUGUUUUCAAAUGUAAAUUGUAAUUUCUGUUGCUUCUUGCCCAUGAUCCUCCUCUCUUUCAUCUCUGUCUUUCUUUUCUCUCAGUCUUAUUUUAAAGCACAAACUCUGCCUUUCUUCAGUGCUUACAGUAGCCUUCUUGUCCAUGCUGUUAAAUCAACUAACACCAUAGCAUUUUGGAUUUUGGUAGGUUUCAUCCUUAUCUGAGUGCUGAUCUAUCUCCAUGUCUGAUCAGUGUUACAGUAUGUGUACUAGCUUGGGAAAAAGUGAAAAGUCUCUGGAGGAGAUAUUUCAGUUAACAGCAGCGUGUGAACAAAAUCCUUGCACACAUGUUGUGACAAGCUCCUGGUAAUUUAAACUCAACUAACUUAAGACUGAACAUAGUAAAGCCACUGUUCUCCAGCAAGCCUGUACACGGCCUGUCCUCAGACAGCAAAUCAUACCUGCUGAGCCGGUCAUAGUAUUAUUAAUGAAUCACACACACACACACACGCGCGCUUGUGAAUCUACUACACUGAAACCUAAACUCAUUCAAGCAGAUGUAGAGCUGUGAUAGGAAAACCUUUGUGUAAAGAUGACGCAACAUGUCCCAGAAAUGACACCUUUUGACUUUUGAUCACAUGCUCUAUGCUGCCAUUCUCAGAAGCCAGUUAGAUACUUUAAUUCUGCAACAGUGCCCACAUGAAUUUCUGCACUGAACUCUGCAUAUAUAGCUGUGCCACUGUGAUUUUAAUCUGCAUUAGUGUUGCAAAUGUAACCUCCAAAUAUUAGUAAUUAGGUAAGUAGUAAUAUUUUAGUAAUCGAGUAGUCUACCUAAUAUUCCAGCGAUUAAUUGACUAAUCGGUUAAAACGUAUAUUUUUUUUAGUAAAAGUGCAAUUAUUAAAGGUGGGGUAGGCAGGACUCUGUUAAAGAAGCAUCAUUUUUUGUGGUGUAUAUACAAAAAAAGCUUUUAAUAUCAGUCAAUAGCUAUUGGUCAUUGAUGACAUUUGGUAAUAUAACGAUAUCGCUGUGUUUUGUUAUGUCUGUGUAGUCAACAUUUUACAUUUUUUGAGCGGCCCGCUCUUUCUGACUGUAAACAAAGCCAUUCUCCGCCUCCCCGACCUGAUUGGUUGUGAGGCAGAUGCUGCCCCCCCGUGUUGUUCACGAGCCCAAACAAAGUUAGCGUGCUACAAUAUCGGACAGUAGAAACCAACCAGAAAGUAUGGAUAAUUGUCUGAAUCCUCCUUUGGCCAUGACUGCCAACACAAACAAGAAAACAAAGUAACCGGAGACUCUGGCGGAACAUCCCACAGUAGCACCAAUGCGUUUUACUUUCACGAUGACUGGGCCUCAUUUGUAAUUAUCUGAAGUAUUUAACUGCAGUAUAUCUGAAUUUAAUUGAAACAAUACGAGCGAGCAGGAGCGUCUGUUUGUGGGCGGGGCUUGCUGGAGCAGAGACGGAGGGGAGAGGAGGAGCUGAGGGGAAAACUGGUUGGGAGGGGUAGUGUUUACAUUCAAGAUUUCUCACCAAAACUGGCACUUCCUCAGAUCCUGCCCACCUCACCUUUAAUAUACAGGGGAAAAUAAGACAUUUCGUCUUACUUUGUUUUCCUAUUUUAGAAACAAGGAAGGCGGAACAAGCAUGUGCGGUAGCGGACUGCAAUGCUUGUAAGAAAGCUAAUUAUGACAUUAACUUUAAUCAUGCCCCUAAAGACAUUAGCGUCCGAAAGCUGAAUAGCUCCUAUGUUACUUCCUUCUGCUACUACACCAGCAAUGUUAGGCUGCAAGCUAGCAUUAAGAGGAGUGUGCAGAGCAUCGCUGUCUCCAUCCACAACUCAGAGGUAAAUUGCUAAUGAGCUACUGGAGCUCUGCAGAAGAAAAGCCCCUCUCAUCAUUAAUUUUUUUCCACCAUGCAAAAACCGAGCUUACUCUUUCUUAUCCUCCUUCUACCGUGAUGAUGUAAGCAUGUUGUGUCACCUUGAACAUAAUCUGUGUAAAACAGUGAUAAUUUGAGUUUAUAAACGAGUACUUGAGGCUAAGAGAAUUCCUUGAUCAUUCAUUGUAAUCGAGGUACUCAAGGUACUUGAGGAAUCCUUUUAGUCCUACUCCAAAUUCAACCAAGUCUGUACCUUUCCGCUCUGCCACAACAGUAGAGUGGAUGGGUUUUUAGCAUGAUCAGUGUGUGUUCUUUCACUGGCUCUACAGCAUUGUGUUUUUUUGCCAAGGCUCUGCUCUUGCAACCUGAAGCUCUCCACGGCAUGGCUUUGAUAUUAUGGGUAUUUUUGUCUUUAUUAGAUAGGACAGCCAAAGAGAGAAAGGUAACAUGGGGAGCAGAAAGAGAGGGUAGACUGGUGCGCGAACCAACGACUGCUGUGAUGGGGAUUAUUGCCUCUAUACACAGGGGACUUAGACCGCCAGGCCAUCGGCGCCCCAUGGCUUUUGUUUUUGCUACACCACAGCACAAUAUAUCAAUCAGCAUAGGGCAGACAUGAAGCCAGACACCGAGAUGACAUUAAAACAUCUGGUUAAUUUUCAAAAUAAAACAUCCCAUCUUGACACAUGAUUGUUUUGUAUUGAACUACAUUAAUCACAGUGGGUGGAGCCAGGCCUGGAGUCAACAGGUCAGAGGUUCACAGGCUAAUGUUAGCCCACAGCUGAGAACAGACUCUGCUUUAGACCUAGACGGUAUAAGCACAAAUGUCCAAAUGCCUGCUGAGAUAAAGCAUAGAUAAUGUAGAUAUGAAAAAGAUGAAUGUUUGGCUAAAGAGAGAGAAACCUGAAGCAGUAUCAGGAUGCAGCAUAAAAGUCCCCUCUUUUGGGUAAGUGGGUAAGUAUCCACUUACCCUCUGCCUGAUCAUGAAAUUGAUGGGAGUUUGGUAUGGAGGAGGGGACAGAGAGCGAUAAAUGAAAGAAGAGGUGACAAGAAUAGUCAUCAUUUGUUCAGUCUGAGGAUAUUUCAGUCACAGGUCCUCUCUGUUAAUUUCAGGUAAAGUUCAUCAGGGUAAGUGGUCUGAAAACAAGCACUCCCCGUGAUCAAUCAUCCCACGUAGUCGCACUCAGGUCAAAGAACAACACACUUACAUAAUUAGUUUUUUUUUUUUUUUUUUUACACAGUAAGGCCAACAAUACAACAAAACAGAUACUUUAACUCUGUAUUUGCUUCCAUGUCUCUUGACUCAUCCUCUUCUGCCUCUUAUCACUGAGAUGUUUGAGUAUUAUCUGAACAGUUGUGGGUAAAACUCCAAACCUCAUUAUGUCAGUGUGUAAUUGAAUCUGAUACUGCCAUGUGAUUCAUUCCUGCAAAGUAUUAGAUGAUGUUUUGUGUACUUUACCAUCUUUGAAAAUCAAGUUAAUAAAUAUAUUAAUUACACACAGCUACUUGGACAGGGGUUUCAUUUGUGUUGUAUUAGAACCUCAAACCACAAGUUGACAAAGCUGAAGUUUAUCUUGAGUUUUUCAACCUGGCAUUACAAUAUAAUGUAAGCACUCGUUGUCUGCUUGUCUUUCCUCUUCUUUUUCGCUAACUCCACCAAGGCAUUUCCAUCAAAAAAGCAUAAACACUACACGAUACAAAUAUUACAUUUGUUUUUCAUUGUAACACACUGUGCCUCAGGGUGGAAAUCCUGGCCAACAUUAGUCAUGAAUACAAACUAAAUCGUUUGACUAUCUCAUGAGAGAGUUAUUUUGACACAAACAUGCUAUCAUUGGAUUAACCUUCUUCUUGUUAUCCUUGUCAUAAAUUUGUUAUAAAGAUUUUGGGUCAAGCAAACAGACGUAUAUCAAGUUUUCCUCAGGGAUGUAAAUGUGUAAAUUCAGUGUAUCAGGUGCUUUGACUGUUACUCAUUAAAAUAAUUAUAUUUUUCAAAUUAUAGCUUUAUACUCUAGGAUCUGAUUAUCAGCAAAUGUUACUAUUAUUUUAACUUUUUGUAGAAAGUUUCAAAAAGAUAAUUUGCUGACUGUUUUUCCUAGAUCUUAUACCAUGUUGUUCAGGCUACAGCAGGGGGUUUGUCCCCCUGGUGUGGCUUUAACACUGAUACCACAGUGUUGCAGCUGUGUUUAAGCUAGAUUGCUGAGUGGUUGUGGUAACAGUAUAAACAGCGACCAGGCGUUAGCUGUUGGAGCUGACAGCAGAAGGACGCUGAGGAAAAAGUUUUACUGAAAAGUGAAAAAAGUCACCAUGCUCAGACUCUCAUGUUAAGGCCCCUCCCCUGCUACUGUGACAAUACUGUAGCCAUGAGAGGAAUGUGGGGCUGCAGAUUGUCUCACUGUAGAUUGUACUUCAGUGUUUGCUCUUGUGCAAAGACACUUAUGAAUAAGAAAUGUCAAAGCACAAGGGAGCUUUUUGCGCUCUGCCCCAUGUGACGGUUCCCUGUCUUGCUCAGAGGAACCACAUUGGAACAUUUUCUGUUGACAACAUUAUGGCUGAAUGCUUAAUAAGCAUAAGAACUGUGGGAGCUAUUCUCAACAAGAGUCCUUUGAAAGGCUGAGUGAAAUAAUGAGCUGAAUCCUAUAGUUAUUUUCACAAAGCUACCCUCUUUCUUUUGAAAUACACCGUAUAAGACUUUUUUAAACUUAAACUUUUAUUUAGGAGAGUAAUGAUAAAAGUAAAGAUCCAAGAUAUAAAUAUAUACGACAAAAUGGCCUGGCCCAAAAGUUUUGAAGAGUACCUUAAUGUUACUUUGAUAACUAAUUUAAGAGUAAUUGAGUAAUAUUUUCCAAGAUGUUCACAGUAUUGAAACAACAUUUAUUUCACAGACUGAAAUAAAACUACAUAUCUAAUGGUGGCCUUGAACUUUUACACAGUAUUGUAUCUCUGUCAAUCCUGUCCAAAAAUGUUGAAAAGCAAUUUAUUAGUCUUUAUUAGCUGUUUGUGAAAUUUUGUGCUUGCACGCUACAUUUGCUCACAUCGUGUGCAUCUCCUGGGGGCUAAGCCCCCCUGUCCAUAAAACCUAGUGACACCCCUGUUGUGGUGUUUGAUAAGAUUUGGCGGCUUUAUGCUGAUUGCACAACAUGUGUCAACGGCAAGUCUACUGGUUAUGCUGUGGGCUUAAGAACACUAGUUUUGGAUCUACCCACUGGGGAUUCCCCAUAAGACCUAUAAACUCCCUUUCGGUUUGAUUUGGCAUCACUUAUGCAUGACAACUAUGGAUGCUGAUAUUUAAAUAUGACUGUUGUUUCUGCAUUCAACCAAUCGAAACCAUUUGUGGCGUGGCAUCAAAGCAAUCAGGGUUCUGCUUGUGCUUGGUGCCAUAGGGGCUAUAAAGGUUCCGCUAUGUAUUCAAGAUUGACAGAUUUCAGUCUUCAGCCCUGGGCUUCAGUCUUCAAUCCAUUUCAGAUUGCUUAAUAGAAAUCCCAAAGUCAACUAAAGGUCAGUCAUUUUGUUUUUCACUUGGUAGUAUUAAUUAAUUGUUGUAUUUUGUCAAAUGUAACUCUUUUGUAAUUAGUAUCGGCAUUGAAAACCUAAUUAGUCGACUUGUAGUGUGUGCGAUCGUUUUCUGGUUCUUUCAGAUAAAAUAUGAGACAAAGAAACAGGUUGUCUAAAUGUUCUUAAAACUUGAAUUUUUUAAAUCAAAAACACAAUUUUUCACAAGCUUAUAAUUACAAAGUGCAGCACUGACAUAUCUCUGCUACCAAAAGGUUGUAUUACCCACCUAACAGGCAAAGGUGGAUAUCUAAAGUAGGUUUUGUCAGUUAAAUGUGACUGACAAACAGCACUUUUUUGACCAUAUUAUCAAAAUUUCUACACACAAGCAUAAAAAGUUUGUACAAUGAAAAGCAUUUUCAAACAAAAGUCUUGUUUUGUUUCCUGAGUCUCUAAACUCGUACAGACAGAACAGAGGAAGAGCUCAGGCCUGCUCUCCUCUUGACCCUGUUUCCCUGUGGGCUGUAGUAGAGGGGUGUCCUCUCUUUAGACCGGAGGAAACUGGGGGCUGGGUUGUGUGUGUUUGAGUCUAAUAUUAGCCUCAUAGUGUUUGAGUCACACGGUGGGCCCUACUUCCUGUUUUCGCUGUCCGAGUUUACUUCCCAGAGAAAGAGGGGAAGAGGGAGAAGGAGAUAGCUCUCCAGGUGCCCCACUAAAGCUCCUGUUAUCAUUCCUUUAUCAGCAGCUCUGUUCCUGUACAGUGUCACUCACUACACAGAACAGAAAAAUAUUUUAAUACAAAUAUUGUGGAUUGAAUUGAGAUGAGGGCUGCAGGUGGAUAAAGCUGCUCUGUUUCUCCUGUAUUGACUUCAAAGAUGGAGUCUGUGAAGAUGCUUUCCUUGAACUGUAGAAUUCUGCAAUGUCAUUUCCACUCAGUAUUGUCCCGUCACUUUCUUUCUGUUUGUGCUAAUUUCAGCUCUGUUUUGUGUUGCUUUUCAAAGAUUUAUUUUUAGGUAGGAGCCAUCAAAGUUAGUCUGUCAAUAAUUCGGUUUCUCUGCAGUAAUUGGAGGAAAACAAAGAGCAAAAGUAAAAUUUGAUGGAUCACUCAGGCCUCAUUCAGACAGCUCAUUAUCUCCACACAGAUGCUUAAGUCCACAGAGUCCUCCAAAUAUUGAUUUUCUUACUAAUUAAACUCAGCUUUAGGAUGUUUCAUCACAAAGCAGGGUGCAGCAGUGAGUAAUUGAAUUUGUUACAAGCUCCCUCGCCUGCUUACUUUUUGUGUAAAACACGAGCAUUUCAUGAACUGAAACCAUCCCAGGUGCAGGUAAGCUCAUACCCACAGUGUGAUACUGACUGUGUAAUACUCUGAGUCACAGAAAUCAGCAAAAGAAAGAGUGAAUCAGCUUAUCUUUAACACUGCCACGCAAGACAAAUAUCCGAGCGUAUGCUGUUUAUAAAUCAUAGUUUGAAAUGUAGAGGUCAAAGUCUGAGGAAUGUAUGUGACACAAAUCAGAUUUGGGCUCCACAGGACAGACUUAAACUUAGCAAGGAGAAGUCUCCAUUUCCUCACAAACAGGAUGAGAAGAGAGAAAACACCCUGUCAUUCUGCACACUCACACACAUGUACAUGACUUACUCAAGGGAGGAACUAAUAGACAGCCGCAUCACUCUUAAAAAAGUUGAGGGGAGGUAGAUAGACUAAUUUUACCAGUGACAGCUCCAGGGCUCAACAUAUGAUCACACUACAGAGAUUGUUUCAUUUUAUUGUCUCAGUAUGAUAAAAAUAGCAAUGUUGCUGUACUAGGACUAAAAUACAUAAAGCAGAUGUAGAGAUUACAGCCUAAAACAUGAGGUUGGGUUGACAUCAUGACUUGAUGUUGGGUUGAUGUUGUAACUUCCCAGUGAGGUGAUAUCAACCCCCAGUGUUGGACUGAUAUGACCAGAAUUAAGCAGCAGCUUCUAGCUUUAAGAAACGCAGCUCGUGUUGAAGUGCUGAAACUAGGCCUGGGCGAUUUGGCAAAAAAAAUGAUCACGAUAUAUCCUGUCGUAUUGUCCAAUCUCGAUAAUUAUCACAAUUUUUUUUUUUACUGCCUGUUUUAAAGUAUCUGUACUAAAAACUAAAGAAACUAGAGAUUAUUUCAACAUUUUAUUAACAUACAAAGUAAAUAACAAAGAAUAUGAUACACUUAGAAAAAUAUAAAAGCCUUUUAACUCAACAAUAUGACAAAUGUAGAUAAAUAAUACAGUUAAUUAGUUUACAGUCAUGAGUGUUUUUGCAGGUAUGCAAGACCCAAAAUAAACAAAUAGCCCUCUCUUUGAUAAUGAAGACGCCUUUAAAUGUAAACAUUAGAUGAUGUAAACAUAGAUGAUACGAUUAAUUGCUGCUUUGGUCUAAUGGCUGCACCGCUAGUUGUGGCUAAACUGCUAAUGCUAGUUGUGCUGUCAGCAGUGGCAGGCUGUGCAGACUCCGCUCACAUUUUCAUGCUUUUCACAUAAUCACUCAGGAAGAACUUCUUCAAAUGAUUAAACAGAUUUGUUGUGUUGCCAGUUUUUGAGGGCACAGACCGCCGACAUACCUUUGACAUCGGCUUAAUUACUUGACGUCACUCUGGAGAUACCCAGACCACCGCCACACAACCGACGUUUAAUAACUUGUCAACAGUAACAUCUUUGGAGGAUGACUCAAAGUCACGGCGGACAUCUAUUUUGCUGUCCUCAGCUCCGCAUUUAGCUCCACGUUCGGUCAUUCUGUUUACUUCCCCUGUUUACUCCUCUGGUAAUUUAUGGAAGUGAGCAAGAAAAGCUUGACUCUGAUUGGCUGUUGUGACACACAUUGUACACACUAUAAAGGGUGGACAUUUUUCAUGUUACUCAUCAGUUUUGAAGAUUCUGAGGUUGUGAUUUUACAACAUUAGGGGUGUGGCCGAUGUGACUGACAGGUGGGCACGUGAUAGCUGUUAGCUCUGCCUCUUUGACUACAUUUACAUGUGCCCGCCUAUUUUCAUAAAGGGACAAGUCACCCUCUCUGUUUACAAAAAAAAAAAAACUGCGUGCAUACCACUACGUUUUCAGAAAAGUUUUCGUUUACACUAACCUGUGUAUAUAUGCCGUAGGUGGCAGUGUAGCAAGAAGCUCAAGCCCACGCUAGCCAAUCAGAAUCCCACGUAGUAGCAGCAGCAACAACAAUGUCACUUCCUUCUUUCCUGUGCACAGUUUACCGUCGACUACCCAAAUCUCUGUCUUUCUCUGUUUACAUGCAAACGUGCAAACAGAUUUUUCCAAAAUCUCUACUCUGGCUGGAGUCUUUAAAAAGCAUCGUUUCCAGUGUCAAAUUCUCCAUUUGUGUCUGAACCUAGGUUGCAAACAAUGGUAUUUGUCCCUGUUUUUUUUUUAAAUAACUGGGUAUGUACAAAUUUUAGGCCUUUAUCUACUGAAAGUAAGGAUGAGUCAGCAUUUCUAACAUGAUGACUGCCUUGAUUGGGUAUUGGGAAACUAAUAAGCUGUGUCGCAGAGAAAACAUCCAAACUUUUUAAAGUCCUGAUUUCUAGACCUGAUGUUGCAUUGACUUAUAAAUCUGACACAGAGUAGAGUGAUGGAUGAAAUUUCUGCUGUAAUCAGCAUUUUUGUCUACCUUCUUUCUCAAAUUGCAGGGAAAAUGGUUUUGAGCAACGUAGCCAAAAGUUCAAGCCAGACCAGCAAAACACAAUGAAAAAGAAUACUUUAGAGAAUGACAGAUGUUUCUUCUUAAUAGUAUAUUUUAGAGCUUUGUGCUUAUCUUUUUCUUAAAAGGACAGGACAGUUGAUAGAGCAGGAAUCAAGGGGUAGGGAUAUGUGGGAAAGGAGCCCAAGGUCAGACUCAAACCUGGGCUUUCUGUGUGAGGUUUGUGACAUCUCUUUCAGGGGCACACAAGGCCAGCAGUACCCCUACUCAACAUCCACAUUUUGUGAUGUAUUCAAAGACUUCACGGUUCCUGCUAUCCACAAUUCUGCCUCGGAUGGAUGUCUCUGUCUUAGAUGAUACAUAGUCAGCACCCUUCUCCACUUGCUCUGUUUGCUGUCAGGAACUUUUGACACUUCAUCUGGAGUAAGUCUUGACUCUGAGCUGAACCCUCUGGCAGACACAUGGUUUAAUGUCCUGUGUCGUACAGGGAGCAUAAAUGAGCCUUUACUGUAUUUCAGCCACAUUUACUUAGAUGAGCAAACAUCGUCCACAGCUGUGUUAUACAACCCCAAAGCUAGUAACUUCCAAACACUGGGUCUGCUGUUUUUAAGUCUUCUAUUGUGGUUACGGAGUCUGGUUUGGCACCACAUUACCAAUUGGAUUUUUCAGUGUAGCUUAAGGUAAAAGUACAAAAACUGCCGCUUUUCACCUCUAUCAGAUUCCCCCCUCUUUGAUCCAUCCUGUGUUUUUGUGUGUGAGUGUCAGAGUGUGUAGCUGUAGGUCUUUUUGAGGAUACAUGCAGCCACAUGACUCCAGCUUGACUAAAGCUCAUGUGAUACUGUAGAAGCAUUGGGACAACUCUCUCUCUCUGUUUGUGUCUCUGAGGAACGAGUCACAGUGUGAUUAAAUGAAGCUCAUUAAUCUCCAGCUGACAACAUGUGACUCUGAUAAUUACAUCUUAACCUCAGUUGGAAAUAUAAGAGAAUUAGUAUCCUAAAGAUGCCUUAAUGCGUCUGCAGGUAUCUUUUUUUUGUUUCCCCUUGGUGUACUUAAUGACCUUGUUACCAUGGACACUGUCCCAAUAACCAAGUCAAGCAAGCAAACAAACAAGAGUAGCGACUCAACUUUAACUUGGGGCAGAAGCUCUCUGUGUAAGACCUUUCUGUACCUCGACUCAAGCAUGCUGCUGCUGUUUAAUUAAAUUAAACAGAGUUAUAUUUAGGGAUGAUCUGGAGUAGCUCAUUUGUUAUUUAUUCAAACAGGAAUACAAAAUCCCUCGACUUACUCGUCUUAAGGUAUGAUGAAAACAGAAAAAGUGAGAAUAGCGGUUUUCAGUCAUGUGAUCAUGAUGGCGCGAGAGGGCGGGGCGCUUUCAGAUGGAGGGCAGGAAGUAAACAUGGAGAAUAUGUCUAUGGAGAAAACCAUUGCAGAGAGUCUGUAUUGUAGGAAUUCAGAUUCAGUUUUAAAGAUACGAGCUGUUGAUUUGCAAAUAUGUUGGACGUGACCCGUAUCUCAUUAAGAUUAGUGAGUUUUCAUCAGAACGUAAAGAUUUGCAGACAACCGAAGCUGUUGAUCACCAACUAUCUGGUCCUUCAGAUAUCUACACCAAACAGCAGAUGAAAGCCUUUAAAAGUCUGGAGGAAUAUAACUUUUUUGUCAUAUAACUUUUAUGUAACUUUUUAUUAUUGAAGAGAUGCCUCUAAUUUGGGCUUGGUUUUUUGGUAACUGAGGUUGACCGUCAGAGCCCAGUCUACCAACUCAACGUCACCAAAAGCGCUAGGGCAGCCUAAAAAGUCCAGAUGAAGUCUGUAUUAGACUACCAGUAACUUUAUCGUAUUGGUUACUAAGUAAAUGAGCAUUUAACGACAAUCUAAUGCUAUAUAAACACAGCUAUAAAAAACAAGUUAGCAAGCUUACAUACUCUGACAAAGUGGUUACUGCAGACACGGCCGCAGACUUAGGUCUAAAAUCAGUUUUUUACGGCGUUCUGUGAAUUUUUUCCAUUAUUCAGGCAUUCAAUAAAACCUCUUUUCCUUUUCAUGGUUUGAACGAUUCGAGUGGCCGUAAACCACACACAACAUCGGCAUUUUCUCAGAUGAGUCUUCAGUAAAUAAACAGUAAAUAAACACUUCCUGCCCUCCAUCUGAAAAUUUCGCGCUCUCACAAUGCAACAUUGUGAAGGCACGUGAAGCUCAGCUAUUGAGUGCAAACAUGGGAUCACAGAGUUGGGUUUUCCUCACAGAUUUACAUCCACACGCCUUUGCUGGUUAAGCAUUGCUUGGGUUGGGUGGUUACAUGUUGAUGUAGUAUAACCAGAGACAACCAUUGACUUAGUCUCAGGAAUUGAUGAGUGGCUUCAACACAGCUUAAACAAACAUACGACUGAUGUUUCAGGUCUACAAAAUUAAAUUUUGAGAACUUAUUUAACCAACAAAUAAAGUCUUGGGGCUUGCCACAAAUACCUAUCCAAACUCAAAUACCUUUCCCUUCCUCAGAUAACCCACUAAUACUGUCACUCAGCCUCAUACACAUACUUCUUAUACCACCUGUAGUCACUGGGAGUUUUUCAGUCUACUGUAGGUAGUUGUCAGACAUUACUAGAUGUUAGUUUUUUCCAGGACGGAUGGAAACAGCUCAAUAAGUUUUCAGCUUUUGUCAGUUUGUACAUUUAGAAGACUUAUGUGAUGUGGUGUGUUCAAGGCCUCUGGUGCAGGGCUGCCUGAGCUCCACAGUGAGCUGUUUAUAAAGAGCAAACAGCCCCAGUAUAAAUCUUUAAGAAGGGCUAAUGGCCGACAAAUGCUUCAGGUAUGUUUUCAGUUAGUGCUGCUGGGAGGACAGGAGGAUACACUGUUCAAGUGUGUGUGUGUGUGUGUGUGUGUGUCUGUGUGUGUGUGUGUGUGUGUGCAGCAGUUUGUUUAUGAUCCUGUUUAAUAGAAGUUAUGUGUCAGUGUUAACACAAGUGCAUCUGACUGCCAUUGUGUCAACCAGUUCUUGAUUGUGAGUUUGUGGCUAUGUGUGUAUGUUUUGUGUGGGUGACUGUACAUAGUGGAAGCAGAUGGGUGUGUGGGCGGUCUCUUCUACUCUCCUCCCCUCACGUAAAGAGAGAGAAAGAGAAAGAGAGAGAGAGUAUUAUGAGAGUCGUAUAGGGGAGAUGGGUGUAAAGAGUGCAGAUGUCUCUUUCAUCUUAUUUUCCCUACCUUUUUCAUACAGAUGCUCCAUUUCAACAUAAAAGCAAUAAUCAACCGUUAUUUUGCUUUGGUAGGUUCAAGGCUUGUGAUUUUGGUAGUUUGAUGUCUUUAAAGAAUUUUUAUGAAAGGCCAUAAUGGAUGAAGAAGAAAUCAUGUAUACUCAAUUUCAGACAUAACAAGCGUAUGACAGACUUUGAAUAGUUUUAUUUUUUGUCUGUGUUGUGAGUCACUCUUGUGAGUCUACCAAUUUAACUGUGCAUCUCGAGAUACAUCAUCCUGAACAGUAACUUGCAUAACAAGUAUAAUCAAAAAUCCAACCCUAACAUGCAUCUCUAGCUCAGAGCUUUACAUGGAACCAUGUGUAGGCAUGAUUUUAUAAACCUUAUGGUACAUACAGUGAAGCCUCGCUCUCCUUGCCAGUUUUUUUUUUCAUUAUCGACUCUCUCUGUGCUCCUCCUCCUCCUCCUUCCUGCUCACAUGUGUCAUCAACCCUGCAGUGAGUCAGUUAGAGGUUAAUGCACAUGUUUUCUCACCUUCUCUGCUCCCUUUUCUUUUGUUUUUCCAGGCAUUGAUGUCUAUCUGCAUCUGCAAAACCACAAGGAAAUGCCAACUACUGCUGUAUUCUGCACAGAUGCUCAUUUGAGCUCAAAUCUACAGCGUUGAAAGAAACAGAUAGGACAACAAAAGCAUAAGGAUUCUGUGAAUAUUUUGGGUUAUAUUUUGGAUGGAUUGCAACUAGUGUACUCAGUAGCAUGGAUCUACAUUUUUUAUUAAAUAAAAAUGAGAUAUAUCCGCUAUAGUGGAAUCAGCUGGAUAAGGAUAUUGGGGUACAGGUGCUGAUCAUCUUGACAGCAAUGGAUGGAGGUGCACACACUUAUUUUCCUCUAGAGCUGAUGAAUGAGUCAAGCUAACACUAGCUUAGGUCAAAUGAGAUAUGCUGUAGAUAUUCUAACAUGAUUAGUCCAACUAAAGCAUGACAUGGGAGUGGUUAGGAAGUCAUUGUAAGCACAUGUGGUCAGUGACUAAACAAAGGAAUUACUGGGAUGAGUUUGACAUCAUAUUUUGAAAUACAGUGUUUUCGGAGAAACCAAACAGGUCUUCUCCUCUCAAAGAAAAUCUACAUUUUUUUUCAAGAAAAGAGCUGAAAUCCAACAGCAUUAAAGAAAGACCCUAAACCCUAAGAUCACCUAACGCUGGAUUGUGUGCAGCUGAUUCGACAGCCAAAACUGACUGAAACACAGGUGUAUCGUGCUCGUCAUGGAGGGUGGAACAUUAUCCUGAUACAGUCUGGCCUACCUGACACAAGUAUUGAUAAACAGGGGCAAAAUAUUGAUAAUUCAAUUAAAUAAACACAGAUUUCCUGCUAACUUAAAUUACUCUGUCACUGCUUUAUGACUCCUCACAGUAGCAUUUUAGGCACAAACGGUAGAAACAUGAACAGCAGUUAACUAACUGAGGAUGAAGAUGACAGCUGCAUUAUAUCAUGAGUUUAUACCAACGGUGCCAGCCUAACUGUUUGUAGUCCAACAGUUUGUGUCUGUCUGAUUAUCGGGAUAGUCCCCUAUCGGGACACCCCCUCAAGAGAUAAAUGUUGCCGACUGCUUGUUUCUCGAGUGAUACCAACUUUGCAACGACAGCACAAUAGCAAUACACAGCGGUCUAUGUCUCUACGUGCAAACCUCAACCAAAAAGCCACUCUUUAGCCACAAAUAAUGCUCAAGACAGCACCUAACUUCAUCAACAGUACAUAUAGGGUCCUAGUCAUAGUACUAGCCAUCAAACAUCCUUUUAGCUUUGUCUGAUUUCUUUAGCAAAGAGACCAAACACAACUCACCCACUCUCCUCCAGCAGCCGCUUGUUUGUGGGGGAGUCGAUCACUGAGUGCAGUUUAUCGUUUCCUUGAAGUAAUGAUCAUUAUAAUAAUCAUUUUGCACUGCGGACGUGCUAGAUCUUCUGCCUUAAUGUCUCGGUCUGAUUGCAUUUCCAUGAAGUAAUAAUCAUAAAUGUUCUUCCUUGAGCUGCGAAACUCUACUGAUUGGGUGUGGUAGGGUUUGGAUGUGGAUCUCAAAAGUUAUAAACAGUCACAUGAUUGCAACACAGUGUUUCGCAACCAAUGAAAUAGUAUAAGUUGGUGGACUGUGUAAGUGUCAUUUUGUGUAGCUAAAGACAUGUUAAUUAAAAACCUUCUCUGAUAGCACAGACUGUCUCUUAGUGUUUUCACACAGACAUUGACAGUGUUUAGUUAUGCUGAGACAAAAGAGAAUAUCCAGACAUUUGUGUCAUCCAGUCUCACAGCUUGUUUCAGUAUGUGAGGAAGAUGGAAAAAAGCUGUAAUUUUUGUUUUACAUUUUUGGGAUUCUCAGCUGUUCAGAAAAAGUAUACAAAAGUGAAGUACAAAAUAUGUCAAACAGAAAAAUUGCACACAUUUUGCAGCUAGCAUAAGGGGGUAGUGUUAAACAGAGGGAAAAAAGAGAUUGGAAAUUAGAAUUGGUUUAGAAGAAGGACAGAGAAAAGGGGACAAAGAGAACAAGAGGGACAUUGUGUUUCAUCGUCUCUCUGUGAUGGGGAGCACACAGCCUCAAACUUCACGCACACACACACACACACACACACACACACACACACACACACACACACACACACACACACACACACACACACACACACACACACCCUUUCUAUCUCUCUCUUGUGAGGACACUGCUGAAAAAGGGCUUUAUUAGCAAACUUUUUGAGAGCCAUCCCUUCCUGUAGCUGUGUUUUAUAAGCUUUUUCAGACAUUAGCUCUCACACCUGGGUCAAACUAUUGAUGAAUCAAAGCCUACAGCUAUAAAUUUAAAAAAUUUAAAAAAACUCUGAUUACCUAAAGGAAUAUGUAAAAUGACAUUUGAUCCAAACUAUCUGGCAUGGGACCCUCCAAAUCUUUUGUAAUCCGGAAGUAUAAAACUUUAAAGAGAGUUCAAAAGAACUAUGGAGACUGAAGCAGCAGAGGCAGAGACCCCCCUUCAUUUCCCCCCACUUUGGGUGAAAAAUAUGAAUACUACACCUCCCAUGAUGCAAUCCUUCAGGCUCCCUUUGCCUCAGAGCCUGAAGGACUCCUUUUAGUGCUCACAUUUGACCUUUAAAACUGAGGUUUCUUGUAAACUUUCCUUUUGUUUAUUUGUCUUGGAGCCAAGAUGAGAUAAGGUCUGAUGACAUCACUGUGACAUCAUCAGGGAUACUUUCCCAGGCUGGACCGAGCUCCUUGAGAGGCACACAAGACAUUACUCGACUGACUUAAGUCAAAGCGGUGCUGAAAUCCUGAUUUAAUCCUUAUCUAAAAGUUUCUCCAGGAACCUUUUAGCCCUUUGGCAGCUUUUUAAGAGAAGAAAUGACAGCUUGCUUGUUUUCCAAAAAUAUCCUCAGUCUCAAGGUCAGCGAGUCAAUGUGGUCCUCAUUGGAAGAAAAAACAAGAAUGUGUCUCGGGAGAGAAGCUGUACCUCCAAAGAGAGCAUACUACCAAGUGUUAAGGGUUACAGAUGCACUAGAAUGAAAAAUAUACCUAUGGGUGUAGAUUUAUUAAAGUCAGUUCACGAUGUGCAAAUUAAUGAUAAAGCAUUCCUGAAGUAAUGAUGUUAAACUUGAUUUACAGCCUUCCUUAUGCAGUGGAUUUACUGCAGACAAGCGGAAACACACACAUACACACCUAGGCUCGCCACUUUCUUUUUGCAGCUGCUCAUGCCUGGCCUCCUGUUUAGCCAUGGCUGUCUGAGACUAAUUUGUCCCUGUUGAAUAAGUGAUGAAGCAGUAUUGCAAUCAGGCCAGCACACAUGCGUGUACAUGCACACACACUCUCUCUGUCUCUCUCUCACACACACACACACACGCGCGCACACACGCGCACGCACGCACACACACACACACACACACACACACACACUUCUGUCUCAUAAAAGCUCAAUUAGUUGUCGAGUAAGGAAAAUGUAAGUCAGCUGACACUAAUAUCAUGUAAACUCCUACCGUUGGGUCUCAUGCUUAUCUGCUUUUACUCAUAUGAGAGCCACCAGGUUUUGAGAACUGAAUGCUUUUUAGAUUAACGAGGCAUGUAUCAAAAAAAUGAGACAACGGAUCAGAGUUCUGUGAAGAUUUAUCAUUCGUGCUGAAAAGUCAGCUGAUUGCUAUUCUUUUUAAGUCUGUUUUUUACUCUUGUUUUGUUACCCAACAGGUAGAGAAUAUGACGGAUUGAUGUUGUAUUUUCCCCUUUUGAAACUCUACAGUCAGGUUAUUCCUCUUAGUGGCCAACCCAGUCAGCAUGUGUGAAUCCAACACAUGGCAGAAGAUUUGAACAGCACAUGUUGUGUGCCUGACAGUAGCUUGCGAGUGAGGCAUCCUAAUUUAUUCCUAUGUUUGUCAAGAUUUGAUCUAGCGAUGGUAGUGCCCAUGUUUAAGAAACAGGAAGUGACAGAGAGAGCAGUGGUGGUUGAUUAACAUGGAGAUAAAGAGCAGUAAUAGGAAGCAACCUAGCAAAACUGAGAAACGAGAAGUGUUUUUUUUUCUAAUUAAUCAUGCUGGUCAUGCUUCAGAAUUUGAGAACAAAAACUUGCUGGUUUCACUUUGUUUGCAGCUGAAGUCAUGCUUCUUCCUGACUGCUGUGUAUUUCUAUGCACUGUCACUGUUACUACGCCUGAAUCUCCAUUAAAUAUCUUAUGCUUUGGAAGGUCCACACUGCUUCACAGUGAUUAGUUCGACGCGUCCCGGGUGGAAGCAAGAAGACUGACACAACAGCAGACUGACUGUUUUUCAGUUCUGAUUAGACACUAUUCUUGAGAUGACUGUCUGUCAUGAUAGCAUGUACUGAGUCGGGGCCAGUAGCAGAUAAGCACAUUAAACUAUAAUCCAUAAACGUAAGGUAACAACUGAGACCUAAUGGUGCUGUGACAGCAACGCGAUUGCAUUUGAGACAGUGAAAAUACGUAUGGUAUGUUGUUUCUGAACAGGUUAGAUUACGAGCUAAAGUUACUUAGCACAGAUGAAAGUUAAAACAAAGAUGUUUAGCAAACUGUUAAAGCACACAAACCAUCAUCGUAUGAGAAAUCCGACGCUAUGACUCUCCACAAGUUGUCCUUCAGGUCGUUAUCUUUGUAACGUUUGUGUUUUUUAUCAAAAUGCACUCUGUUCUCCAACACGUAAACAAUCAGCCGGUCGGCAAUGUUGGAUAUACAUGUGAAUCUGACGUCGCAACAACACGCAAUCUGAUUGGUCAGAAGUGGACACACAGUAUGUGAAACUUGAGAAAAAUUGACUGUGAUACGAAAAAAUAAAUGCCCCAAUAUCGCAGGACAGGAAAACGUCGCUGAUGUGAACACUUGUAUUGACAGGAUAUGAGUUCCAAAAAAAAUAUUGACAUCCCAAAUAAUCGCAUGAAAAAACAGCUCCCGGUCUGUAAGGACCUUUACACUGCAGUAAUUAUGAAAAGGCCUUUAACAUAUAGAGGCACCACUUUGAGAAACACCAUUCACAGACUCUGAAGUGAGGGGAUGUGCGCUGGCUGUGUUGGAUGAAGUAGGUCUAUGUCAUGAUUAUAUGAGAUGCCAGUUUUAAAAUGUACAUGUUACUAAAAGUGUUUUAGAUGUAAUGCAUUUUUCUAGUUUACAACUCUCAGUUCCCUGCAGCAAUAUAUUUAUAUAUGUAUAUAUACAUAAUUUGAAUGCUGCCGAUUGUCCUGGUGUUUAAAUCUGUAAUUGAAUAGUCCCACUCUACAGCAUGAGAACUGUCUAGCUGUAAGUUUACAAUCACUUCUGUGUGUAAAGAAAACCUUUGAUUUGUACCAAUGUGUAUGGCCCAAUGAGGCUGGUGUUGGUACUAUUUAAAAGUUAACAACUGAAAUAAGAGCAGUCUUAAAUCCAUUUUGAGUACAAUGUUGCUUCUUCAUUGGUAAAAGAUGAAAAGUGAGUCGAGAAAAUAUGUGUGUGUGUCUGUUCAUGUGGGUUUACACAGUGUUAAGGGAAUCCAAGCCAAGAGUUCAACAAUAUCAUGUGCUUCCACUUUAACCAUAACAGACUGUGAGUAUGUUUCUGUGUGUGUGUUUGUGUGGGACUGAGCUGGCAGGUGUGGACAGGAGUCAUCACAUGCUGUGGGACUUUUAUUUUCAGGCCAGACAAGAUCACAAGGAGCCCUGUACACACACACACAAACACAGACACACAGAGUCUGAAUCAUUCCCCUUGAUAAGGGGAGAGUUUGGCUUAUCAUUCAACAUUAAUCAUGCCAUUCAUUAUACAUGAAGCCUUACUCAGGAAAUCAAGCGCACCCUUUUAUACUGGCAAACCAAUUAACCAUUACGCGUCUUUUUUUCGAGGGUUCACAACACACAAACAGCCACUAAGAACACUUUCACAAAGAUUUUACAAUGCAAUAUUUUGGUGAAUGACUAAGCAGAUUGAGUGAUCCUCCAAGAGCACUACAACGAAUGCACAAACUAAGACACAAACAACUCUGCCUGCACACACACAAACAGCAUCCAGACAGAUGCAUUAGGGGCUAUCAGAGGGAAGCCUUCUCAAUUAAGUUAGCAGUUUACAAUUUAAUUUGCCUGCGUGUUCCUGUGUGUGUAUGAGUGUGUUUGUGUAUGUGCUUUCCACAAAGAAAAAACAUAUACCUUAAGAACAUUUUCUAUAAGGGUUAAGAGAUGUAGGCUCAUGUUAAAUAUGUAGUACAAGUCUUUCAUGCACACAAAUACACACACUUGACCUUCUGGUUGAGGCCAUAAUGAAGACCAUGUGAUGUUUAUAGCAACCGUCAUGCACCUGCAGAUGGAAUUACAGCUGAGUGGGUGCCAUUGAUUUUUACUGUGUGGGAUCUAAUGUGGUAAAUUUCAGAAUUAAGCUCAAAUUAAAUGAAGAAUUUUGCAGGAUUUUUUUUUAUUCUAUCCUCAUGAUGUCUAUAACAGUAAUUAUGAAGGGGAUCUUUGAAGAUCAGUUUGUCAGUUUUUAAACCACAAAUAGAUACAGAGCCUUUUUUGUGUGCUUACAAACAAAAAACCUCAGAUUUCCUUGAUAAAUUGAUAUUCAACUUUGGUUUGACAGCUAACAAACCUUGGUUAGCGACUGAAAUGUAGUUUAAAACCACCAGAUUUUCCAGUUAAGCUCAACAUGAACAUGUUGUUCUGUUUCUAGAAAGUUUGAGAGUCAAAGAACUUGGUGAUGAUAUGAUCAUCCUUAAACUUUAAUCUACACUUUUUUAACUUGCAGUGAUGCAGACAUGGUGUGAAGAUAGAACUUACUGUGUUGUUUCAUUGCAGAGGUCUGAAGCCAAAGCAUGAGCCACAGCUGACAUCCAAAGCCAACAUACAGUAUAGUCUAGGGCUGUAAUCAACCAAGAAAUUUUUGGUCGAUUAAAACCCUGAAAUCUUCGACCAAAAAUAGACUAAUCGAGGAGGGUAUUUUUCUAAUUCUGAUGGCAAACCCUUCUGCAGUGGGGGAUGACGCGGCUUGGCGGGGUGAAAACAUAUUGAUAUAUGCACAAGAAGGCAAUUAAACACAAAAGGCAAGUUAAAACGCUCAAAAUAAAAAUAAAUAUUCUGUAAACCACCAGAUGUUGAACAAUGUGGACGCCCUUCAAUCUUCCUGUUUCAAGCAGCUCUCUAUUAGGUUGAGCAAAUCCAAAAUGGUGAAAACAAGGGGGGUAUUUUGAGACAGGCUGUUACUUGUGAAACGGGGGUGCUCUGAACACAUCCCUAUGAGCACUUGGUACGUUCCUCCUGAUGAAAUUAGCCAUAGACUGUAAAUUGAUGCGGAAAAAAUUCAAGUCCACCAAUCAGAAUUUUGGUUGACUGGUCGACUUAUUAGUCGUAUCGACUAAUAAGUCGACCAGCCAACUAGGACUUUACAGCCUCAGUAUAGUGCCAGUGUUGAAAAGUAGAAGUGCUGUUGAAUUGGGGUGUGACUUUCAUGCAAGGGUUGAGGGAUGUGUACACUGAAUUGAUGAUGAAACAUGGUCAUUCUCAGUGGGGAAUUUGUUUCCAUUUUGGCCAAAUGAAAUAAAUGUUGCUUGGUUUUCGCUGUUUUUGUCUGGGUUUAGACUGGAGUCUUUCCUUCUAGACAAUUUAAAUAGUUGAAAAAAUAUCUGUUCCAUUGAUGAGGACUAUAGUUGCCAGCCUGUGUUAUGAUGAAACCCAACACACCAUAAUGAAAUUGAACAACGCAGAGUAAUGUGUAGGGGUGGGAGAAAUAAUCGAUACAGCAUAGUAUCGCAAUAUUUUGUCUGGUGAUAUAUUGUAUCAUCUCAUUUACCAAAUCUAUGAUAAUGGAAAAAUAAAAUCAAGUGGUUCUCCAGUGAGGUUGGCAGAGGUGACAUCAUAAAGAGGAGAAAGUCAGUGCAACAAAGGUUUCCAAGAUGUGCAACAUGAAAAUAAAAUCCAGCAUAAAUAAGACAAACAUAAAGGAAAGCCAAAUGCUAAAUUAGCUAAAGAGUUGAAAUUUUUUUAUAAAUCACAAUAUAUUGUAUCACAAAACUCACUGUAUGGCAAAAUGUUAAAAAAUCGCAAAAAUAUCGUAUCGUGGCCCAAGUAUCGUGAUAAUAUUGUAUCAUGGGGCCACUGGUGAUUCCCACCCCUAGUAAUGUGUGAUAGACAAACCAAUUCUGAUUGCUGUAAAUGCUACCAACCCUCUUUCCUCCAUUUUGAAAACAUGUAUCAUCACUGCAUGCCCUUCUUCUGACCUUUGACCCUGCGUGUACAGUCUACAGUCCCCAGAUAAACAAGUAGGAGGAGGUGGAGGACUGCGGUGUGUCCUUAAUCCAUGUUUAUGAGAGUUAACACAAAGCAACAUGUGGACACACACAUUCACAAACACACUGAAAGGCCUUUUCCUUCCUCUACUGCUUCUAUAUUUAGUGACAUCUGCACCUGUGUGUCUGAGCACGCUCAGUAGCAGCUGGUGAAUGGAGGCCUGUGACCUCACAGGAAGGGGGAGGGAGGGUGUGUGUAUGUGUGUGUUUUUAGGGGGAUGUUAUUUGGAGUCUACAGAGACAUUAAGCUGUUUUUGCUCACAGUAAUAUCAUUACUAGCUUAAAAUGGGUUUAUUAGUAACGUUAAUACAGAGUAAAGAUUCAGUCUUUCAAGACAACACAGUGUUCAGAUCAUUUUCAAACUCGGGUAAUCGAAUUGAUUGGUCACCUGACAUUUAACUUCCUCCCAUUAGACAACAUGUGAAGCUCAACUUUAAAAAUGUUUGCAGCUGACACAGAUCAAUUGAUUUUUUUGUGUCCUUACCUUUGUUGGCUUGUCUCGCUGCGGUGAGAGAUAUCCCAAAAAAAUAACGUUAAUUUUCUGCAAGCACCACCAAACUUACAUCAAAUGCAUCAAGCUGCCUUAAAAGCACUUCCUGCUGCAGGUAGUGAGGUGGAGUGGAGUAGACUCUCUGGGAGGGGACAACAGCCAUACGAAAUAAGUCAUUUUGACACGAAACCAACUCUGCAUCGAAACAGAAUACAACAAAUUGAUAUUCUCAUAAAUUUAAGCUACUAUCAGUAAAUGAAAAUCGCAUUUUCUUCAUAAUGUUAUGUGGGUCAGCCUUAUUUCAAACACUAUCACCCCCUACACUGUCAAAAUGGUUUGUUCCUGCAGCUCUUAAGCAGGCAGCAAGUGUUUUGACUCCGCCCUCUGUUGAAGAGAGAAAACCAGGAAGAGGUGAGCACUUUCUCUACGAAUUGGGCAUACAGGACUCAAUCAGAUCCUGUGUUUGAUAAGAAAACAUUCAACAGGACUUUGUGAUUGGUGUAAGACAGCAGAAACAGUAAAACAUGUACUCAUUGAUUGUGUUUAACACACACAGGAAAGGCAACAGGUUAGUCACCAACUUGACAAAGAAAAUCUGGAUCUCACUGUAGAGACUUUAUUAGGGUCAGCAUCUGACUAAGUAUUCAAGUCAUUAAUGAAGUACUUGAGGGAGAAUGCCUUAUUGUACAGAGUUUGAAGCUUAGUGAGUAUAUAUAUGUCAAUCAAUCAAUCAAUCAAUCAAUCAAUCAAAUUUUAUUCAUAUAGCGCCAGUUCACAACAGUCGUCAUCUCAAGACGCUUUUCAAUGAACAAGAGCAGGUCUAGACCAUGCUGAUUGUUUGAUGAAUUAUCAAGACCCAACCUAAGAUGAGACUUGGCUCUUCUCAACUAACAGUGGCAAGGAAAAACUUCCUUUUAACAGGCAGAAACCUUGAGCAGGACCAGACUCAUGCCAGACAGCAACCAUGCCGCUGCUGGGUUGGGGAGGAAUACAGAGAGAUAGGAUGUAUAGAUAUAUAUAGCUUUUUUUUUCCUGCUUAAUGUCCUGUGUCACACUCCAAUCCAGUAGGUGGUGGUAAUGCUCCUUAAGCUGGUUUUCAACCAUCAAUAAAACAAACAAGAAGAAGAAGGUGAGCACUUCCACAUUUUAAAAGCAGUUGAAGUGAGCUUGAUGGGUUGAUAGUGCUUGGCAAACGCAGUAACAUCAGGUGGCUUAUAAAUCUUAAUGCAGCCCUACAAUCAACAAAAAACACCUCACCUUGGUGAGUUCUUUUGUAGUCUUGGUCUAAUAAGUAAUGACACUCUUAAGAUGGCUGUGUAUCAUAACAAAAGGCUGUGUGCAUACUUUUGCCCUGAUGUACUAUAUUAAAUAUUUAUACUUCAAUGCAAUAUGCCAAAACAACUGGGCAGUAUCUUCACGUCAGCCCGGCAUUUUUUUUUUAAAUGUUUUCCUUCUUCAAAUUUGAGUUAAUAGUGAUGUUGAGUUACUAAUCUAAUUAAAAUACAAUGUAAAACUUAGUAUACUAGCACAAGACAACAGGCCCUAGUUCACUUUACAAUAGGGUGACGGUAUGUCCUCUUUUACCCGGGCAUCACACCGGUCCUCUUUUUUGGGGGACUUUGUCCCGGGAAGUUUAUAACACCCUGCAAAUGUCCGUGGUUUUGUACGCAAGUUUCGAGUUUGUGUCACAUGGACUUUCUGAGUUAGAGGUGCGAAAAAAGACUCUUGAUCCGACCCAAAAAACUCUCAAAAUUAACUUCAUACGACUCUGCGUAUUUGUGUCCUCUUUUUGGGAAUUCAGAAUAUGGUCACCCUACUUUGCUAUGUAUGCUCCCACUAAUAAUGCCAAUCAUUGACUACAACAGCAGUUUUAGUUAGCGUAAUUUUAUAAAGGCUAAAAUAAACCAUCACACUAAAGAGUUGUUCACAAAACAACAAAAGAACUGUUUUCUUUUUGAUUGGCACUUUUUUUUUUUCAAAGACAGCCCAGUUUUCAAAUAUGCUCCUGUCAGUCUUAUUGUUCAUAAUGUGUAAUGUUCUGGCAACCAAAACCACCCCCUUCCAUCCUCUGCCAGAUUCACUGUCAUAUUCUGCCACCCUCAUCUCCUCAUGUCCAUCUGCCACAAUGACUUCCUUCCUCCUGCUGCCUCUUGUUGAAAAUGCAGAUUGAUGGGAAUAAUUAUCCUGUUAGGCCUCCAAAUGCUCUCAGUGUACUGGCAGUAAUAAAAAAACAAUCAAGCCCCCAAAAAGGUGCCAUUCCUGGAAGCAUCAAACUCUGCAUAUGAAACAAGGUUGUGCCCAUAUGAAGAAAGGCAGGGUGCUUCCCGCCCUCCUCUUCUUCACUUUCACAUUGAAACUAGCCAGCAAACUUUCUCUGUUCUCCCCCUCAUCCGUCUCUCUCCUUCUCUUUCGCUCUUUGUGCUUUCCGUCUCCUACUGUAUACAUUAGUGAACCCACGCCUGUUUUCGCCUUCACUGCACCAAGCCUUCACUCAGUACUCUUCACUGUGCUUGUGUGCGUGUCUGUGUGCAUGUGUGUGCGGGGACACAGUGGGUGGUGCAAGCUGCUAGUGAAAUCUCUGUGAGCUCCCCGCCUGAUGUCCACUUUCAUGAGAUGAAAAAGCACUCAGGCAUGCUCACACACAUGCACACACUUUCCUGCACACACACUCACGGAAACACACAUCAACACACUCACACACGUACACUUACACACACACAUGCAGACAUCCAGCAGAUUGCAGAGCAGCAGUUGUCUUCUCUUCCCAGAGGGCUUCUCUCUGCUCUGGACUUCAUACAUUCAGAUUGCACUGCCUGUGUGUGUGUUAGAUGUAAAUAUGAUGAGUGGGCGUGCAACAGGAUAUGUGUCAAUCUCGUUUGCUAUAAUUGCAGUUUUGUGUCAAACUUGCUUUCUGCCACAUGUGACCACAUCACUGCUGUGUUGUAAAUGAUGGAUUAAGAUUUAGGCCAAACAGGAUGUUUCAAUCACACACUUUCCGACAAGUUGGCAGUCCGUUUGUGUGAGUAAUGAGUGAGUGAGUGAAAAGGAAAAGAAAAUUUAUUUCCAUUUAUCCCUUUCUCAUAAUGAUUUCACAAAAUCUAACUCCAGCCUCUACAAUAAUGUUCCAUGUACGUUCGCUGCUGUGUUUUUCAGUCUGAUUGUACAUAUCUUUGUCAAUUGCACAAUGGAUACUUAACCAGCUAUUGUACAACUCUUAAUACCUUUGGUUGCUGGUACCAACAGCACACUUGUUGAUAAGAGUUAUAUCAGUUAAAAUGAAAGGGUCUUUAGUUCACCCUGGCUUGUAGAUAUUUUAUGUUCUAGAUACAAACUCUGCAGGGACAUGUAUAAGCUUUCAUGGAGAGAGCAUCAAAGGAAACCCUUAUGGAGUAUUCAUCAUGAAUGAAUUACAGCCUGUUGUAUCAAAAGUUGUGACUCAGUUGCCUCAUUAAUCUACUCUACUCAAGGUAUCAUUCAUAAACAAACCUAUUGAUUUUCCCUUUGGGGAUCAAUAAAUUUCUUCUUAUCUUACUCCUAAAGUUUUGCAGCUCAGUGCAGUUUGUUCUUGUGUUGUACCGUAUGAUAGAGAUGAGCAGUCAGCAUCUCCUUUCUCUGAUACAUUGCGCUGUCAUCUUGACAUCUCCAGGUGAUGCCUCGUAAUGUGAGCCCACGCAUUAGUCGUGUUGCCGAACCGCUUGAUUCUAGUUUUACAAUGUCGGCACACUGCGUGCGUCAUGUCCAGCUCAGUGUGUCCGGGCAUUCAGUAAAAUCCGAAAUGACGCCAAACUUUAGGUUUUACUGAAGACGGGGCUAUAUGGAUCUACUUUUCCUCCAUCAUUGUAUUUCCCUCUCUGUUUUGGUGCCUUCUAUGCAUGCGUGCAUUCCAAAACCGGCUGCAUGAUGACGUCAGGACGUCCAGUGUAGUUCCAAAAUGGAGGUUGACAGGCAGCGGAUAUUUAAUCUUUUCAAAUCGAUUUUGGGACAUUUUAAAUAGAUUCUGAACCUUAGUAAAAUAGAAUCGUGAUUCUUGUGUGAAUUGAUUUUUGGCGCAUCCCUAGUAUGGGGAGGGGAUGCUUGUGUCUAUUGCACCAUGACUUUGUUGUGUUUUGAUUAAGAACGUGAUAUGAUAUUAUGGCGUAAAACAAAAUUACUUUCUUGGAGCAAUCCAGCAAGAGCAGCUAAUUUAAACCCAAAAAUACUCUCAUUGUAUAUGACUGUAUAUAAAAUAGAAAAUAUUACCUCAUUUUAUUAGUAAGACGUGAGGCUAAAAAUGGGCCUUCAUAGGUCUAACAUGUUGUGCUGGUGCAGCCAAGGCACCUACAGUAGCAACUUGGCUGGUUGUUUGCAGGACUAACAUCAAACAUCAACACUAUACCGAAACGCACAUUAGCUUAUUGGUAAAAAAUCAAAGAUCCCUAAUGUGGGUACAGUCCACAGAGGGGCAGAGUCUUGUACUGAUUUAAAAAGAAACUUAAAGCAAUAAAAAGUUCAAAAACUCUUGGUUGUUUUUUGCAUUUUCACUUGCCAGUCCCGCUCUCCUCUGCUAGCUUGUAUAGGACAGUGCAAGAGCCUGCAUUAGUCAACAGAAGAAGUAGAUUAAUCAGCUUUAUAAAAACAUAUAACCAUUUAAAAUUAAACUCAUGGAAAAUAAGCACCAGCAUACAAGAUGAUGGAAAAUAUGUUUAAAAAAAAAUAGAGUUCACAUGUAUUUUGAUUUUAUACUUUGAUCUGUUAACAGGACAGAGGAAGGGUUAAUGACCUAUAGCCUACUGCAGCCAGUCUGCAGAGGGAGCUGUACAUCUUUCGACCUUGUAGCCAGUAAAUAUUUUAGGAUUUAGGAUUUUUUAAUUGUUUUUAGAUGGGACAAUAUGCAUUAAUGAACAUUUACAUGUAAAUACAUGGGAUUACAGCCAAGCCGCUAUAAUCCCGGGGAUUUCUACUAUCCUUUCAAUAAAAUGUAUUGAAACGGCUCAGUCUCCGCAGAUAUAGAAGGAGUGUGCACAUGAUUAUAUACAAGGGCUGUGCUAUUUAUUUAUUUAUUUAUUUUUUUGAGGUAAUUUAUUUUUCGCCCAUCCAAGGGCAGAAUUAUUAUCAUAAUCACAAAGAAGUUUAAGCAUGACAUCCCUUAUAAGAGGAAGUUGCCACCAGCUUUCAGCAGGUGUUCAAUAUUUCACUCUGACUGUGCACGGCUGUCAGUGACAGUGUUUGAGAAUUAGGUACUUUUGCAAUGGAACUCAUUUGCAUAGAGAGAGGACAGUUUUACUUCACAUGAAAUGCAAUUUACUGCACAGUUAGGGGUGCAUUUAAAUCUGUGUGCAUUUUGUGAAUAACAUGAUGGUCAGCUGUCUUAUUUGCAGAGGUUUUGCACAUGCACAAGUUUUGUGAAUCAGCCCCUGUUUGUGUCAUAUUGCAUAAAAGCAAAAAUGCUGAUUCUGCCAAUUUAACAUGUAUUUUCUAUUUGUGCAAUAUUGCAUUUCUUGCAUGGUACAGCCAACAUACACACUGUCUGGUUACUUACAACAAAAUAACAUUAAGGGUUAAUUUUUUGCUCAAACUUGCAAUCUCAACUGUCUCCUUAUUCUGUAUCUCCUUUUUUUUUCUUUCUUCUUCCUUUUCUGCUUUUCCAACCCUCUCUUUCUCUCUUCCAUCACUUCUCUGUUCAUAGAUUGAUCUGGAGCCAGAGGGGAAGGUGUAUGUUGUUAUUGAUCUAUCAGGAUCUUCCAGUGAAGGUAAGAGCUGACUGAUUAUUGGACAGUGUAAAACAGAUGUUUGUCCCAGUACAGCUAACAUACAUGCAACACAGAAUAAUUGUGGUUGCCCUUUGUGCUUAUUUUUUGUCCUUUGACUUAAUAGGGGAAAAAGAUGUUGUGUAAUCAUCCCUAAGGCUAUAAAGUGAUAAUCUAGUGUUGUUAAUCCUACACUGAUUACUUGUCAUUUUGAUUUUCUGGAUGAAGUCAUGAUUUCUGUUGAGUAAUUACAGUGGAUGCUUCCUUGUGAGUUCCUCAUUUUUUACUCCAGAAAAGCAAUCCUGCAUAAAUAACUUCAGAUAAUGUCAGAUUAAAAUGGUGUUAUUAUAUCUGAUAUCUUUUUUUCUACUUUUAAAAACGUAUAAGUUUAAAUCACAGAUCUCAGACAGACAGUGUUUUUGCCGAUUUUGCCCAGUCAAAGAUGUUUCUGACAAGUCUUGGCAGUAAAUAUGCAACUUGACUCAAACGGGCAUGUUGACCCACUAUUAAAUGAAGAGCCUUGUCAUGUCUGUCUGAGUGUGCACUUAACCUGUUUGAACAUGCUGAAAGAGAGGCCUGAACAAUGGCAGUCCUCCUGGCUGCAGUCAGACACACUCUGUGACACACUCGCAUAAUUUUUUUACACCAUUUCUGCAUUUUAGUCCAAGGCCUUAGUUACAAAACGUCAGAUGGUUAUCAUAUUAGUCAGAAAAAUGGCUUAUUUCAUGUAUGUCUGAAAACAAAGGGGAAAAAGCAAAAUCAAGAAAAUAAUAGAGAAACUGCCAAACUUUGGAGGUUGCAGCAACUCCAGUAGCAAUACAACAGGAAAAUCCUCUCACUGUCUGGUUAAAAACCUGUUUUUAGAGUAAUGCUUUGGAAAUUCGUUUUUGGCGGCACUCGUGCGGAGUAUUUGCUUUGUCAUGCUAAUGAAAAACUCAAGGGUAGUUUAGCAUUAUGUGUUCCAGUUCCCUGUUUAAUGCUGCUUAAUAGAGCUGUUGUUGAGAAUCAAAUUCGUACUGAAGAUCAUGAAGAUUGACUGAAUAUCAGCACUCCUCUCAAUAACACAACAGCACUCCCUAUUGGAAAUUGUUGCAUAUUUGAAGAAUUGCAUCUUUUGUCAGUGAUGUUGUCAUCAAUUUUUACGAGGCCUCAAGUUUAGGCCUUACAUUUAUGUACAGAAGUUGAAUUUUGUAUCAAUUUACAUCAUUCAGUCAGUUUCUUUAGACAUAGAAUAUAAAUUAGGUAUGUUACUGUUAUCAUGUUGUGCUAAAAAUCAUGCCAGUAGUAUAUAAAUGACUUAUAUAAGUCAUUUUAACACUGUACUAGUGUUGUUAGUAUAACUGUAGUGCAAACUACAAAACUAACAAAGGGAACAUUACCUCUGCAACCACUAAUACUUUGGUUGCUCUAAAAGAUGCUUGCUUGGAAAUCAAUUUUCAUCCUUUUUCUGUGAUAUUAUUUGCCACUUUGACAUGACGUCUGCUGUGAGUUUGUGUGUGUGUGUGUGUGUGUUUGUGUUGUGUUCAGUGCUUGUGGUUGCUGCGUAAAAGCUUUGUAAGUCAAACCUCAUGUAUUUAGUAACACUUCCUUGCAGCUUCUUCCUCUUUGUUCGUCUUUUGAUCUACUUUGACUCAGAGAAAAUAAAAGAUUUUUUCCGUUGAUAACCUGCUUUACUUUUUGUUUUUUUUUCGCUACCCUCGGAUACACUAGAUGGAAAGUUGUGGCAAUGUUGCCAACUCCUCUGUAGGGAAAGUCGCUAGAUGACGCCAUUGCCAAGUUUGCAUGAUUUUUUAGUCAACCCCUUGGUGUGUGUGUGUGACUGUGUUUUUGAUGCACACUCGCCACCCAUUCAGAAGAGUAAUAUCUAUACUAGCGACUCAAAAAAGUCGCUAGAUUUGUCGCUAGGUGCUUUUUUCGAUAAUAAGUCACUUAGGGGUCUGAAAAGUCGCUAAAUCUAAGUCGCUAGGUUGGCAACACUGAGUUGUGGUGGCAUCUUGGCCUUUAAAGGUGGAUACAUCAUUUUAAAUAUAAUUACUUAAUUGAAGAAUUUUUGCUCAUACACGCUGAGAAAUAUAAAAGCAAUGAGCAAAGAGAUAUGUUCAUCAGCAUAUGACUGCUGUACAGACACAUUAUUGUUAUUCAUUUGGUCAUUUUGAUUGGAUGUUUAUGGAUAAUACAAUGGCAACAUGCUACAAUGGUAUUAUGCAACUAGGGCUUGGCGAUGUGGGAAAAGUUUAUUACGAAUUUUUUUUUUUAUAUCAGUCGAUAUCAAUAUCACGAUAUAAAAAAAUCACUUGUCAAUCUUAAAUGUUUCCUGUUACUCUUAAAUGAAAUUUAACAUGUACUCCAUAUAAUUUGCAGUGUGCAUUACUCUGCUUCAUGUCCGACCUAAAAAAAAACAAAAAAUAUCCACACCAGCACUCAUUUAAUUUUUUUCUCUUCAACAAUGCUGUCGGCUUCACGUGUUAAAGUGCUGUGGUUGUGUGUAGCUGCAGCCUGCUACUACACAAUUGUUUGCUACUUGGUUCUAAUUCAGCACAUGAUUGGUUCAGCAGGGCGUGACUCAGAGCAACUCCCCUUUUCAUUGGCUGUUGGUAAAGUCUACCAAAACACAGCAGAAUGCCGACUAUUGAAAAGCAUAUUGACCAUGUUUUAUAUUGAUAUAGUUAAUUUUUGAUAUAUUUCAUUAUCGUUGUAUUGCCCAGCCCUAUAUGCAACAAUACAAAUAUGGUGCAAUGGUGAUAUGCUACAACUUUAACUGUAAUAUGCUUUAAUAGUAAUAUGCUACAAAGGUAAAUAGGUUUACUGUUCAGUUUGUACCUUUGUCUGCAUGUUGAAAAGUCAGCUUAGUUCGAGCUGACCACACACAUAUCAGUAAUUCCAACUUUCAAGCUGAAAUAAGUCUUGUUGUACAGUUUUUAACUCUGUGUGAGAUAAGCUCUUGCCAAAUGGUGAAUAAGUGUUGCAACAUAGAUAUCACACAUAAUCUAGAUGAUUCAGGAAAGGAAGAAGUUUUCUUCCUCUGCAGAUGCAUGCCAACAUAGACUCUAGAUAUAACAGCACACCCUAAACAAGACAGAAUAAGUGCUUACCUGUGUCCUUGCAUGUGUUUGUAUGCAUGUAUGCAUUUGUGUGCACCGGAUUACAUGUCUGAGAGGAGGAGGAGGAAGACAGAGGAGUUAACUGGAGGUUGAAGUGGGGUGUGUGUGUGUGUGUGUGUGUGUGUGUGUGUGUGUGUGUGUGUGUGUGUGUGUGUGGGGGGGGGUGAUAAAUUGAUUAGUAAAGUGGAGUGCUCUGCUCUCUAAUGGAACAGUUACAUCAUCAGAAAAGAGGCAGAGAGCAAGAGAUGGAGAAAAAAUGACAAAGAUGUGUGAUCAGGAGAGGCACUUUUCUUUUUCUCACAAUUAUGAAUGCGUGUUUAUUUCUCUCCGUACAGACAUACAAUAUAUUUAUGUUUCUGUGUGUGAGAGGAAAUGGCUGAAACUGCUGUCAUUACUUAAAUGUGUUUACAUUGCAGAGAACACACGGGUGAACUUUCAUGCCUGAGAGCUGCAAUCAACCUAUUAGCCUCUACACACACAUACACACUCACACAAACACACACAAAGCCCUACUGUCAUAAGUGCAGGAUAAUAGUUGAUGAUGAAGAUAAAGUUUGAACACAAAGGUGUUUACGUCAUGGUCGUCAUGUUAAACUACAUGUUGUUUAUUUUUUACAAUUAAAUUAGCAGGAAAAAUGAAAUCACCUUCCUUUUAAUCUAUUUUGUACAUGCAGGUUAAAUUUAUUUCUUUGUUGUUAUCAGCAUCUGCCUGUGCCUCAGUGAGCUGCAUGGGAUAACAUGUAAAAGUUUAUAAAGUGCAAGCUUUACAUUUUUUGUAAAACAAAGACAGUUUUUAUUUAUAUACCAAAACUGUUUCUCAGGAGUAGGGGUUGACUAAUAUUGUUUUUUCCUGUCGCAGGUAUUGGGUGUUCAUGAGACUGAUUACUGAUAUUUGGAGCUGGUAUGUGUUCGCAGUAAACAUGAAAAACUUCCUGUCAAAAUUUAAAAUUUGGAAUUUUAGUAAACAGAGAUGAAAUGGCUUUAGCAAAACUGAAAUGUUCAACGUCAUGUACAGGAGCAAACAGUUAACCAGUUACACCUAGUGGUACAGUCAAGGCCCACAGUCUGUACAAUAUUUACCCGAUCAGAUAGGGGUGUGGGUAGUACAAGAGGUGAGUCAAAGUAGUGUAAGAAAACUGACAGUGGAGUCAAAAUAGGACACUUCUGAGUUCACUCAUUUUUUUCCCUUUUUUGUCUGACGGAAAAUAAAAUACUGAUUUAGAUACUCAUUCACACCCUAAAAUCAGCCCCAAUAAUCAGCCCAGACUGACAAUUGGUCCACUCGUAUUCAGGACACCACUAGCGUCCUCUGUGAUUGGUUGACCACAGUUAAAACAUCAAUAAGGGGUAAUGUUAAGUUAGCUGGUGGUUAAAGGGGAAAUCUUGGUGUAAGUUUAAGUUAGGGUCAAACACACAGUAACAUAGAGUUGAACAACCCCUGAAGAGAUGAAAGUUGCCCACUGCUUGCUUCUCUAAUACCAACUUUAGCAACGACUGCACGAUGGCAGUUCUCAGCGGUCUAUGUCUCCAUGUGCAAACCUCACUGAUCACUGAGUGAAGCGGAUCAUUUCCAUGAAGUAAUAACCAUCAUAAUAACCGUUUUGCACUGCAGACGGGGUAGUUCUUCUUCCUAAGCAUCUUGGUCUGAUUGCAUUUCCAUUAAGUUAUAAUCAUAAAUGUUCUUCCUUGAGCUGUGAAACUCCACUGUUCUCAGUGAUUGACUAGUCAGGGCUCCCCCACAAACAAGUGACUGCUGGAGGAGAGUGGGUGAGCUGUGUUUAGUCUCUUUGCUAAAGAAAUCAGGCAAAGUUUAAAAGAUGUUUCAUGGCUAGUGCUAUGGCUGGGACCCUCUAUGUACUGUUGAUGAAGUUAGGUGCUGUUCUGAGCAUUAUUUGUGGCUAUAGAGUGGCGUUUUGGUUGAGGUUUGCACAUGGAGACAUAGACCACUGUGUAUUGCUAUUGUGCGGUCGUUACUAAAGUUGGUUUAACAAGAGAAGCAAGCAAGCAAAGGUGUCUAACUCUGUGAUACCAUGUGUUUGACCAUAACUUAAUUUUACACCGGAAUAUCCCUUUAAAUGACAAAGAAACAUGUCAGGGUGAGACAAGACCCAAAUUUGAAAGGUUUUUGCCUCAGUGUCAGUGAGUAGGGGUGAAAUGUGGCAGAACUCUUUUCUGCAGAUAGAUUCAAUAUGAAGUGUGUAGUUAUCUCUGCUCAGAGUUAUAAUAACUGUCAUCGAGAUUAUUAAGGAGUUUUGACCAAUCAGACUCAAGUAUUUAACACAGCUGGAAGAUCAGAAGGAAAGCCAAGUAAUAGGAAACAAUCAGUGGCAAAUGACAUACUCAGCAGAUGGAGUACUCCUCACACUCUUAGUCUGAGUGAUGAUUAAGAAUGGUUGUUUUUCGAUGGCUGGAUAUGCUGUAUGUCUUUGCCCUUUGUUUGGGUGUUCACAUGCUGGUGAAGAUUCAGUCCAUUAAAAUGACAUUUAUGUUGGUGUGUUGCUUACUGCCUUACUGUAAGGGCAUCGGGUUGUUGAGGUCUUCACUUUAUAUUUAGGAGUUGAAGUAAGGACACAGCAGAGGAACAGCAUGUCCGUCAAACCCCCCACCCUCAUCCCUGAACCCUGUUUGAUGGAGAACGCCAGGACUAACACUGUUGCUUGGCAGCAGUCAUCAGUUGCUAGGUGAUGGUGAUGGCGUGUAGCAAAAGGGCUGGAGGAGUCAGAGUGGGGACAUGCAAGGGGCAGAGAGGAUGCACAAUAAGUCCUGACCUGGGGGUUUAAUGCAAAUGCUUAUAAAAGCCUGUGGGGGCACUAGAGGACAGAGGAGAGGAUGCAGUUCACUCUUAGGGGAGAAGGAAUAAGCUCAGGUGGCUAAUGAAAAAGUGUUUUUUAGACCUGACAGAAGGAGAUUCAGGCCUAAAGAAAUCUGAUAUCUGUGGCCAAUUUAAAAUAAAUCCAGCCUGUAGUUUUUGAAAGGCUUUGCUUUGGAUGAAUCAACAGAUGUAGUGCUAGAAAAUUGCCAAUUGUAUUAAGAUCAAAGCUAUAACUUCGAAUAUGUUGCUCAGGAUAUGAAACAAAAUGAGUUGUGUGCUUUCUAUCAUGAGCUAUGGCUGUAAAAGCUAGAUGAGACAGACAGAUUAUGUUUGACAGUACUUAUAACCUGGCUGCUCAGAGACAUCACUCUUUGAAGCUAAGUUGCUUAUUGAUGGCAGCAAACAUGUCAGCCUAACAGAAGGGAAAAAAAAGAAGAAACAGCCCGGUUUUUACAAUUUCCAACUCAGAUGCUCAUAAAAAAAUGAUAGAUUUGUCCUUUUGCAGCCAGGAGGAUUGGAUUUUUUUUGGUCAGAGGACACUAUUUUAGCAUGUCUAAGAUAAGAGUGCUUAAUCCACAGGGUCGACAAAACUGACACAAACCUGAUGAAGCCAACUUUUCAUGAAAGAGCUUAGCCUAGGACAGUGGUUCUCAAUCCAGUCCUCGACCCCCACCUGUCCUGCAUGUUUUGGAUGUUUCCCUGCUCCAACACACCUGAUCCAAAUAAUCAGCUCGUUAUUGAGCCAUUACAGAGCUUGAUAACGAGCUGAUCAUUUGAAUCAGGUGUGUUGGAGCAGGAAAACAUCCAAAACAUGCAGGACAGGGGGGGCUCGAGGACUGGAUUGAGAACCACUGGCUUAGGAUGCAGGUAUUCUGUAGGUAGGGCUGGGCGAUAAAGCAAUAAUGAUAUAUCAAAAAUUAAUUUCCCCUUGAUAUCGAUACGAAACAUGUUCAAUAUGCUUUUCGAUAGUCAGCAUUCUGCCAUGUUUUGGUAGACUAUACGAAUAGCCAAUGAAAAGGGGAGUUGCUCCAAGUCGCGCCGCGCUGAACCAAUCGUGCUGUAUUGGAACCAAGUAGCAAACACCUGCGUAGUAGCAGGCUGCAGCUACACGCCACUAUAGCACUUAAACACGUGAAGCCAACAGCACUGUUGGUGCAGAUAAAGGCUCAACAGAUUAUGAUAUCCUUGACAACAAUGGCAUGAAAAUGUCGGUGGUGGAGGGGUAAUUUUAUUUUUUUUUAGGUCUGACAUGAAGCAGAGUAAUGUGCACUGCAAAUUAUGUUGAGUACAUGUUGAAUUUCAUUUAACAGUAACAGGGAACAUUUAAGAUUGACAAUUGAUUUUUUUAUAUCGUGAUACAUAUCAUAUAUUAUAUCGUUAUCGACUGAUAUGAAAAAGAUACAUCAUGAUAAACUUUUUCCCAUGCCGCCCAGCCCCACUUGUAGGUCAUGCAUCUGUGCAGUUAAAUUCUUGUUUCUUUCUAGGCCAUUUCACAUAUGUACACCCCACAUGUUUUUUUUAUUAGAAAAUAUCUAUUUCUGGAACCCCUGAUGUGUUAUGCUGUUCAGUUGUGCUUCUUUAUUUCUACAUAAAUCUGUGUCCUGCUGUUGACAUGUCUCACAACAUUUUUAAUGUGUCUGUGUUGUUCCCUUAAGUUAGAUUACCUUGAGUCUGCAGACCUGUAGACGUAAACCACAAGUGUAGCUCUGGCCUACUUUUUGUAGUUACCAUAUAUUCUGAUCUGACUCCGAAAAACAAUGAUUUGGUGAAGACUCCAAAGUUUAAUAUCAUCAUUUUAACAUUUUAAUGUAAAAAAAAAUAUUUGCCUGACUUUGUCUUUGCCUGAAACUAUCGUAUCACAUACAUUACAUAUUGACUCCAGUCUCUUACUUUCCACAGCUUGUGUGUGUGUGUGUGUGUGUGUGUGUGUGUGUGUGUGUGUGUGUGUGUGUGUGUGUGUGUGUGUGUGUGAGAUAAUUAACGAGGUCGGGCAGUAAUUGAAUUCUCUGCUGUUCCACUGGGAAACCCUUUUUAAUAAGACAGAAAGAGAAGCAUGAAGACAGAUGCUGUGACUGUGAAGGAGAAAGAUGUGUGUUUAAUCAGAUCCUGAACUACCUUAGCCGCUUAGUCCUCAGAGUGACAUCGCCAUCUAGUGGCGCUGUGGUGUAAGUGCAGAUGUUGUGCUGGUUUACGGACCUGCCAAAACAAAAUUCUCCUUGUAUUGCUUAAUUAAGAACACUCUAAUUAUGAGAUAGAAAAUCAGAGUUUGCAUUGUCACCAUUGUGGUGUAUUUGUAUUUUUUUUUUUUAAUGGAUAUGUGCCUUUUAUUUUUUUUUAUGUCUGCAGCUGCUGCAGGUUCCACAGAGAAUGAGGAGCGAGUGUUUCGGCAGCGGAUGCGUCCCAGGAAGCGUCAGGGCGCUGUCCGCCGGAGAGUGCACCAGGUCAACGGACACAAGUUUAUGGCCACCUACCUGAGACAGCCCACUUACUGCUCCCACUGCAGGGACUUCAUCUGGUGAGAUAAUAAAUAUAUAUGUAAGACACAGAGAAUUUCACGCUUUUUAUUUGUGGAUUAAACACCAAACAAGCAGGAAAAUCAAAAAUAAAAAUGUACAGUCACCUUCCAGACUCAUAAAAUUUACAUACAUGGACGGAUUAUGACUGGAUUUACCUCUAUAAUACCCUUCAAACCCACUCGUUUGGGUUUAAAAUUAUUUUUUGAACAGAAAAUAUGUUCCCCACUGACCUGCUAGUCUUGUUUACAUGUAAACACCCAGUCAGUGCUGUGGAGUGUGGCCUAAUAAACAGAGCCAGCUGUGUUUGUUUCCAUCUCAGUACACCAAGUUGGUUUCACUCACAUGGAAACCAUGAGGCUGGUGCUCUGCUGCUCACUUUCAUCACCACUUUGGGGGGAAAAAAACAUCAACAUCUGAUGUGUAAUCAGAACAACAAGGACAUUGUGUCUGAUAGGAGCUGAGAGAGCUCAGGGUUUGUUGGGUGAAUUAGAAGAAAUAUAACACCAUACGGGGGAGCAGUGUGUUUUUUUUGUGUGCCAGACAGGAGGACUUGUUUUUCAUAUUCCACUAAAAUGUUUGUGUGUUUUGGGGAUAGGAUUAUUAAUGAGUCCUGCACCAAAUGUGAACAAAGAAGACCCAAAACCAUAGACUGUAAAUAGAAUGGAUGUCGUCUGCCUCCUCGCUGGGUAAAGCCACUGUGAGAACAGCACCCUCUGGUGACAGGCUGCAGUAUAGGUCAUAAAUCCCGCCUCCUCCAGUAAUCCUUAUGGAGUUGUGGACAAACUUUAGAAAUUAAUUACACAGAAUAUAAUUUUUUCUCCCUUCUUCUUGCAAUGUUGACAUGUAGUGACUGUAAGACUGGUUUAUUCUCACGUCCUCUUUUUUUCUCUACAGCUCCAUUUUUAAAAGUUAGUAGGGGGUUCAUGUUUUCUAUGAUUGACUCUUGAUACAGCCUAUGGGCGUACAAAGAUUGCUGAGCUCACCCGGGCGAUAUGCUGUUUGAGCCGAGCAUCAUCGCUGCGACUCUCGGCAACUCUCCUGCCGAAUGCAUACAAUGCUACUGCUCAAGUGGUGGUUCCAGGAAUUGGAGUAAUCCGGCUUCAAAUUUGUAUAAUGACAGUAGGCUGAACCAAGUUGUCCAUACUAUAUACAGUCUAUGCCUGAAACGUACCAAAUUGAUUCAUUGAUGCAUAUACAUUCGCUGUGUGUGUAACCUUAUCUUUCACAACUUCUCACCAGAAAAAGAGCUGUUCACUGCCCUUAAAACCCAAAAUAAAUCAUAAUUGUGGACAACUACUCAUUUAAGGCAACAGUCUUAUUUCAGUUUGUCUUGAAUCAAUAGUGUUGGCUCUCUAAUUUUCUAUCUCUCAAUGACCUGCAGGGGUGUCCUAGGAAAGCAGGGCUACCAGUGUCAAGGUAAGUUGACUCUAUGUUCCUUUAGUCCAAUGUGGCCUUAUCUUUAUAUGUAAAAUACAUUUUCAUGUGUAUGUGUGUCGGUGUUUCUGCAGUCUGCACCUGUGUGGUCCAUAAGCGCUGCCAUGAGCUGAUCAUUACAAAAUGUGCAGGCAUGAAGAAGCAGGAGGACACAAUCGGAGAGGUACUGAUCCACAAAGAGAAGCUGUUUUAAAGUUGCAUAAUGCUGUCGUCUAAGGUUCAAAAGUGGGUAGUGUAUGUAAAAGGAGAAAACUGAUUUGACUUAUUGCACAUGCUGAAGUGAUCUCCUGCAUAUUGAUACUGAAGGCUUGUGUUUAAAAAUGAAAUACCCCUAAUGUAUCACACUAUACAUAUAUCUAUCAAGCUGUGUAUUCGUGCAGUCCAAGUCAUGAGGGUUAGACCCAGUUGACUAGAUGAGGGGUGGUGGAGAUUUUUUUAAAGAGGCUCUAUAACCUCAAAACCCAGAGUCUUAUGCACAAGCAACUGUUUACAUGAACACAUUAAAGCAGUUAAAGGGAUAUUCUGGUGUAAAAUUAAGUUGGGGUCAAACACACCAUAACACCGAGUUGCUUCUUUAGUCAUACCAACUUAAGAAAUGACCGCACAACAGCAAUACACAGCAGUCUACGUUUCCACGCGCAAACCUCAACCAAAAAGUCACUCUAUAGCCACAAAUAAUGUUCAGAACAGCACCAAACUUCAUCAACAGUACAUAUAGGGUCCCAGCCAUAGUACUAGCCAUCAAACAUCUUUUUUAUCUUUGCCUGGUUUCUUUAGCAAAGAGACUUAACACAACUCACCCACUCUCCUCCAGCAGUCACUUGUUUGUGGGGGGAGCCCUGACGAGUUGAUCACAAAGUGCAGCGGAGGUUCGCAGCUCAAGGAAGAACAUUUAUGAUUAUUACUUCAUGGAAAUACAAUCAGACCGAGAGACUAAGGCAGAAGAACUACCACGUCUGUAGUACAAAAUCAUUGUUAUGAUGAUCAUUAUGAUUACUACUUCAAGGAAAUGAUCCACUGCACUCGGUGAUUGACUUAUCGGGGCUUACUUAUUUUUACGCUGGAAUACAUUAAGUGCACGCAAAAAUAUAUGUAUUUAAAUUUAUGGGUAAAAGUAAUGCAUAGACUCUUGCAGGUUUGUCUCAGUGCUCUCUUUUUCCCUCUUGCAGACUGUCGGCUCUCAGAGGUUCAGUGUCAACGUGCCGCACAAGUUCAGCAUCCAUAACUUUAAAGUUCUCACCUUCUGUGACCACUGUGGCUCUCUGCUGUGGGGUCUGCUGCGACAGGGACUUCAGUGUAAAGGUACAAACACACGCAGCGCCCGUCUCUAUGACGUUAUGGCUACAAGAAUGCAGAAAACAUCCUCAGCUCUUUAUCAUACCUAUCGAACAGGACAAAAAUUUAGCUCCUUCAAAUGUUUACUCUAAAUGAUAAAAUCAAAACUUCUCCUUUGUCUGUGUUUGUGUCUCAGUGUGUAAAGUGAAUGUACACAGACGCUGUGAGAGUAAUGUAGCCCCAAACUGUGGUGUGGAUGCCAGGGGGAUUGCUAAAGUCCUCUCUGACCUUGGUGUCACACCAGACAAAAUCUCCAACAGUGCGCAGAGACGGAAAAAGGUGAGUCAGACAAAAGUCUGCCGGCUCUAUUUGAGAUUAAUAGCCUGUGAAAGUAGUUCAAAAGGCUUUGUGAACUUCAUUUAUACUUUAUGAGCUCCAGAAAAGACUAUUUAAAACCAAAAUAAGAUGAAGAGAAAAAAGGAGGUUUCAAAUUUAGGUUUGUUCAAGUUGUGAUGAUGACUGUUAGAUUCCUAAUAACUUGUUUUUGUCUCUUUCAAACAGCUUCCUCAGGGUCAGGACCCUCAGCAGCCGUUGUCAGGGACGCCUAAGUCUGAGGACGAUCGCUCAAGAUCAGCCCCCACCUCCCCGUGUGACCAAGGUGGCAAAAGUUCUGCUUGUCACAUAUAAAUUCAGAACAGAUCACCUCCACAACUUGCCUGACUUUUAUUUUUCUGUUCAGAUGCCAAAGAGUUGGAGAACAUCCGCAAAGCUCUGUCGUUUGACCACCGCGGGGAGGAGAACAAAACACAUCCCCUCUCCUCUGCCUCAUCUGUUGCUACGGUAACGGGCAACAGCCAGGGAGCUGGGAAUGGAGGAUGUGUGAAAGCUGAGGGUGAGGGAAGACGGGAGAAUGGAGAGGUCAAAGGUCACAGCACUGCAGAGAUCAAGCGGAUGAAGCUGCAUGACUUUGUGUUCAUCAAAGUUCUUGGAAAAGGAAGCUUCGGAAAGGUGAGCGUUCAAACUUUUGUCCACAAAUUCUUAAUCAGCUCAGGUUUGUGCUUCAAUUUUUUGGCUGUUAUCCCAAAAUAUGUUGCGAAUGGUAAAUAAUAAGUAUGCCUUGAGGUGAAGUGAGGAAAAAAAGAUGAAAAUCAAUCGAACUAAAUGCCUCCUCUGUUUCAUGUGAGCAGGUGAUGCUGGCGGAGCUAAAAGGCAGUGACGAGGUUUACGCCGUCAAAGUGUUGAAGAAAGACGUGAUCCUGCAGGACGAUGAUGUGGACUGCACCCUGACGGAGAAACGGAUCCUUGCCCUGGCUAGAAAACACCCGUACUUGACACAACUCUUCUGCUGCUUCCAGACUAAAGUAAGAGCCCCCUCUCAUACGCACACACUCACACUCACACACACACACACACAGUAACAUUGGCCUGCAGACAUACUAUGUACCUCCAGGGAGCAGCAGUGGACCAAAUUUCAAUCUGUGGUCUGACGUUGUUUUUCAUCAAACUGGUUUCAAAUGAAAAGUCCAGGGUGUAGAAAGGGUUGGAGAAAUAUCUUAAUUAACUUAGUGAUAAGUGAAUAUGUUAUUUUAAUUAUUUCUAGCGAGAAUUCAGGUGUUUAAUACUGUGUGUUUAAUCUCCACUUGUGUUUUAUGUUAAAGGCUCAUUUAUGCUCGCCAUACGUAUGAAAAUGUAUGCAUCCGUUUCAAACGAUGGUUCCGUCACUGCCCACAUACUUCCAUGCGUCCUUUACGUUGGCAUUGAUGUAAACCCUUACAUCCACCAAGUGGCAGACCGUAGUCAAAAGUUUCUGACAACAACAAACAAAAAGAAACAUGGCGACUGUGGAGAAGCUAGUGACCAUGUAAAUUUUGCAUAGGAAACUGAAACAGAGGCAGCGUUGGAGGAGGCGGUGGUCAGUCAGGCAACUAAAUGCCUCCCAGUUGAAGGAUGGAGAAUUAUUUUCUCUAGUGGUACCAAUGAGAGGAAUUGACAACAAUCUUCAAAAAGCCCCGCUAUUGCCUUCUUUAUUUCUCUGCAGAGAUGCGUAUAGGUUAAUGACAGCAGCAACACUGCCCCCAUGGUUUCCGGUCGUACCGCUCCAUCUGGCCCGUAUCUGUAAACUUAAAGGAUACGUGCAGAAAUACGGACAAAAAGAAUGUGAAGCACGGACGUAGAGCCCCGUCCGUAUCCGGAUCUGUAUGUACAGUGAGCAAAUGAGCCUUAAAAGUGAUUUCAAACCUGGCGGAUGAGUCCUGUUAAAGAAAGGAGGAGAGAGAUGAUUGAUGUGGAACAGAAAAGAAAAAUGUCUCAAGUUCUCAUAUUUUUUUUGUUUUUUGGUAGAAGUGCUGGACACUGAAUGCUUGCCAGGACACUAAAUUGGUCGGAUGAAACAAUAUGAGAGACACGACAUGUAUUGAGUUUCAGCUGUUCGUGCCUCAUGUUUCUAUGAAGAGUUGGUAGGCCAAGGCUAGAACAACUCUAAACUUUUAAAGCUGUAAAUGAAAUAAACAAGGUGAGAGCAGAUAGAAAGUCCAGAAAAUCUAAAAAUGUGAGGGAAAAUACUGCUCAGUUUUAUAAGUACUGCCUUGUAUGUUCAGUGAUUAUCGACCGCUGGGGUUAGCAUGUUGGUUUCAUACCAGCGUGCGAUACACAACACUGCACUGCUGAUUGAAAGUCACACUGUGCUUGUUUGUCAGUAACACUGGAGUCAUUAAUGCAGCAUUUACAAUCAGUUUAGUGGAAAACAAGCUUUAGUCCCUGUGCUCUCUUUAACACACUCUCCACUCUCCUCUCAUCAUCUCACUUAGUGGAUAAUUUCCCCAUCCAUACAGUAAGUGGAUAUUAACAGACGGCCACACAAAGGGCACCUGUGGAUGGGUUGCAGUAAACACUACAGCCCUCUUCAGAGCCGCUGUAUGUUUUGUCUACCAUAUGUUGCAUAAGUGUUCCUGUCAGGAAGUAUAUAGAGACUCUAUACAUUCGCUGCUGGUGCACAUGUGUGUGUGUGUGAAACAGCCAGGUGUGUAUUUUUCCAGUUUGACGACCUGCCGAAGGAACAAGUCACAUGUUGUGUCGCAGUGACGAGUUCUUUGACUGCAGGUCAAGCCUAACGGCGCAGAGAAAACUGCACAGGUGUUCACUUUUAUGAACAAAACAGGAGCUGCAUGAAUGGGAACGCAAAGAAACCUUAUGGAGAUGGGUUCAGGGGUACUAAUAAUGGAAACAGAUCAUUUCAGUCUACUGUACCUUGACCAAAAUUAAAAGAUGAAUCUGCCAAUCGUUUUAUGUAAGUUUGAAAUAGAAUCAAUUCAUAGACUCGAUCCAACAAUAUUGAAACGAUAAGUUGUAAUAGUAUUAGUAAGAAUAACUUAAUUUAUAUUGCAAAGUGCUUUAACAGAAGUAACAAACAAAGGCAGAAACAGACAAAGGAAAAUCGACAGUCAAAAAAAUGGACAGUUAAAGAUUGGCAGUCGGUGGUUGACUGCAUCACAUCAGGAAGGUGAAAAAGAAGAAGGUGGAUAGACGACAGAUAAAAGAUAGAGAAAUAAAUACAUAGAUAAUAAAAUAAGAUAAGAUAAAAUAAGAGUAGUAAUGAAUAGAGAGGUAGUAUAUUAAAACAUGAGAAAAAGUUAAAACUGGACUAAAAAUAAAAUAAUGAUAAUAAUAAUAUAAAUAGAGACUGUAGACAUAUACCAUGAAACAAGUAAAUGAAAAACAAGGACGAAUAAGGGGAAGGGAGUAUAUCAAGCUGCAAAAGGCUUUGGGAACUGGUGUUUUUUGUAUCUGAUUUAUUACCUCCGCCAAGGAGGUUAUGUUUUCGGUAGCGUUGGUUUGGUGUUGGUUUGUUUGUUUGUUUGUUGGUUGGUUUGUUUGUCUGUUAGCAACUUUACGGAGAAAGUUACUGACAGAUUGACCUGAAAUUUUCACCAGAGGUGCAUCUCAGCCCCAGGAGGAUCCCAUUACUUUUUGGUGGUGAUCCGGAUCGCCUUCUGGAUCCAGGAAUUUUUUGAAGGAUUAGUUUUCAUUGUGAGAUAGGGCAAAUUUUGGAAUUUUUGCAUUUAACUCUAUAAAAAUGGCCAGAGUCUUUAGUAAAAAAUUACACAAAAGGAUCUCAAUGAGUUUUAUGAGGUCUCAUAGGUUGAUCCUGAUCCAGACAAAAUUCUGGAUACUGUGAUCCAGAACAUACAAAAAUAAGGGUGUCGUUGGAAUUUUCAAUGCUGAAAGAUAACCAAUGGGCAGCACAGUGGUGUAGUGGUUAGCACUGUCGCCUCACAGCAAGAAGGUCCUGGGUUUCGAAUCGGGGUCAGGGCAUUUCUUGUUUUAGGAAUAUUAUGAACAGUGAACAUACCAGUUUAAACACAAAUAAAAGUUAAUAAGAGACACGUAACAGUUAAAAUUUUGGUGUGAAUCACAAUGUAAGGGAGGACAUGAGCUGCUUGGCAGAGGUCUGCGCUCUCCGAGUGCUUUUCUAGUACUUCAGACUGCCAUCAUCCACCACAGUAAAAGACAGUGAGACCUUUCGUAAAGACUUGAGAGAUCCUUUUCAAGAGACCAAAACAAAUCUGUGUCACCACUAAGAAAUUUUUGUCAGGAAAGUCUGCCAGUUCAGAAGGAGCAAAAGUGGAGUGCGUGACAUUUUUAUAUUGCUUGAACUGUUGUUUAUUUUCUCUGAAUGUUUUGGAAACCUAGCGUCUAAUGAUGGCGUCUCCUGUUCCUCUUAUUUAUUUAUUCCUGUUGUUUUCCUCCGAAGCAAACACAAACAUCUGAGAAUAACAGACAGUGAGACUGGGAUGUCACAUAACAUCUUUCCUUUCUUACUUUCCUUUCUUUCUUUUGCCCUUCCCCCUCCCCCUUUUUUUUUUCUCUGAAUGUCUGGUACAUAAAUGGAAACACACAUAACCGUGCACACACACACACACACACACACCUGCUAGCAGACAGGGGCGAUUGCAAGUGUUUUCUUGAGCAAAACAAAGGGAUUGUGGCUCUUAUAUAACGGCUUUGAUCCUUAUCAGGGACGUGAUGUGUAUUUCAUAUGCUUGGUGACCCCGCCCUCAUCACCCACCCACUCACCCCUACCCCUCCCCUCCCAUCCAACUCCCUUCAGAACACACUUAUGUCUCUGGACUCAUUGUGAUAACAUUAAACAAACCUACAAACACAGACACACACACACAGACAGUCUGAGCUUGACUGUGGGCUUGCUCUUUGCCUCUUACAUAACUUCGGUUCCACUCGGCCUGUUGCCAGUCUGAUCUACAUCCACUUAUGAACUGGCGAAUCAACUCAUUUGGCCAUGACGAUACAGGGUGAGACUGCAGUCAACUGUGGUAGGUGGACUAGGAGGUCAUCUAUGUGUCAUUUUGAAGUUUUUGUCUGUUUGUAAGCAGUUAAAUAAAGUAUCUGAUAAAGCAUGAACAUCUUUCAUGUAAAUACACUAAUCCUUAAACUUGGUGUUGGUGCAAGUUGUUAGCACAGCCGAAUUUCAAAGAGUCUCAGUCUGGCAGUUCUUUCUUUGUGAGUAAUGAGGAAAAAUUUUAUAUUGAUAAUUGUUAUUAAUGUUGCACAAAACUGCUGCUCAAUUAGUCCACAGCAACUUUAGCUGUUCAGGAAAUUAAGUAGUGGUUGUACAUGAAAAGGCAUGCACUCACAAAGCAACAAGCUUAAAGAGGGAAUAUUGCCACCUACUGUAGUAGAGGCCGACAUGAUUCUUGCCCUAUGCUUGUAAAAUGGGACAAGGACAGUAGUCCGGUUAAAUAGCCUUGUUGAACUAUGACUGUAACUCAACUUAACCUUGUGUGUGUGAAAAUGUUCUGACUGUAGAACUCACUGGGGGACCCUAUUUGGUUUAACCCCUUGCUUCAUUUCUAUCACCUGCUGCAGAAAAGGUUAAGGCUAACAUUUAGCUUAGCUCAGCUUUAGUCUAACUUUGCUGUUUUGUGCAUAUGCAGCACUUCCGUGUCCCUCCACCUGCUGCACAUAGAUCAACUGUUUAGGUCUAGGAUGCUUGGGUGACCUUGACUUUUGCCCACUACACUGAAAUGUUGUGAAUUUGAAUUUGGGUGAAUUUCAGUUUGACACAAAAAAGGAUGUUCUGAUGUUGCAUUGUUUCAGCUUUUCAAUUUAUCCUUAUAUAGUAGAUCAAAAGACAAGCCGUGCCAUGCUACAAAGGGCCAACUGUCAGCUGUGUUUAUUUACAUCCAGAUAGGAGAGCAUCUUAGCAAAGAUGUUUUUUAGCUAAUGGCAAGUGGUAUUGGUACAGCCUAUGAAUAUGUGAACAGACUGGUAAAUCUGGUGCUGAUUUGUGAGGGGGAUGACCUUAAAUCAUUUUGUUGACUAAACACUCACACCUGAAGUUGAUUAGUUAGAAUUCCAAAUUGCUCGUCUCUUUCCUCACUCUUACUUGAGUCACUUUUUAAGGGUCAAGUCUCUUUAAAAUAGAAUUUAUAAAAUGUGUUUGCUUCCCUGUAUGUUUUAAGCCAUUCAAUGAUUUCUUAGAUUCUGUUUUGUAGUUUCUUGAAGAAAAAGCUAUUUGCAGCUCUGAAAGUCACCAAAGUUAAAUAAAGUUUUCUGUUUUUGUAACCCGUGUCCUACCUAUACCCUCCCUCGUUCUUCCCUCUCCUCCCUCCCUCUUUGCUUUUUAAUCGACUGUGGGAUCGCAGCCGUUCCCUUAUCAGCCUAAUUACAGUUCAGAAAUGUAAAUAACAUUAUACAACAGUAGUGCUGGGCCUCGCUCUGCGCCGCACACAGAGAAGGAGUCAGGGAGUGAAGAAAUGAAUGAGGCAGUCUAAGGAGAUAUAGGGGAUAUAGUAGGAUUAAGAAAAAACAGCGAAAGCUGGUUUUAGACAGCAUUAAAGAAGGGAAGAGACAGAUUACAGUGUAAGUGUUUUUUAAUGAACAGUAAUUUGUGAAGAUCAGAGGAGGUAGAGCCCAACAGAAACAGACCAGGUACAUUAAUGAACCUUUGUUCUGUUCUGUUUUGGACAGAGACUGAUGGACAGACAAGGGGAGAUAAAUACACAGAUAGAGAGACAGGCAGACACACAGUGAUGCGCACAGUUAGGCAGACAUGGCGCAUGACUGCAAGCAAAGAUGGAGGGCAAAGUUUACCACGUAGCACCUGGGCAUGAGUUCAUUUAGACCACCACAACAUACAAAUUAAUGAUUUCUAAAUGCUUAACUCAUACUGUAACAAAAGCAUGACAUCUUUAUUAAACAGACUUAAAAAGUAUGUAUCAUAGGAAAAACAAGGACCAGCUUUUGUGCAAAGCAUGGUAAGCAGACUAAUAGAAAUUUGGCAAAUGCUUCAUCAAAGUUAAAGCUUAAUCAAGUUGUGAAACAGUCUUAAAAUAAUAAUUCAAUAGGAGAGAUUUGUUUGUCAGAGUCAAAAUCUUGACCCCUGAUCUUGAAUGGUACAGAUCCUUUAAUUCUGUUUAAUCUGCUCAUGUUUAGGAAGCACCUUUAUCAGCUCGGGCUGUUUUAAAUGUCCUAUAGACACAUAUUUGACUUAACUACAGUUCUGAUACAGGGACAGAGAAAAGACAAAAAAUAAAAUAACAAUAAGACUGAAAUUGACUGUCAGUGAGCAGCUGAUAUAAGACUCAACCCCUUCUGGUUGUGGCUGAGAGUUGGACCAGCAACUGCUGUGUCAAAGAUGAUAGCCUAAGUAUUUGGAGUUUUAGCAUAAACACAGAAGCACAUAGGAAUGUGUUUCCCUUUUAAUAAUGUAGGACAUUUUUGGCACAUGAAGUCCAUCUAUGAUUGACCUUUUCCUGUCAUCUCAAUGUAAAAUGUAGUGACAUCCUCCUUUUGGGUUUGAAAGUGACAUCCCACUGGCUUUUUCUCACUCUGUCUUUGUUGCUCUUAUUCAUGUCUGAACACUGCCAGGAAUCUUACCUAGUAAAUCUGAGUCUGAUGUGUGAUCUGAUCUUUUCCCCUAAACAUAAAGAUCUAUGUUAGGUGCCCCAGUGCAUUAAUAAUGCAUUACAUGAGUAAAGGCAAUGCUAUAUAAUAUCAUGUGUUUUCCCACACCACAUGCAUUGUCUGUAUGACCAUUGUCAGGAAAGCAUUUUUUCUCUUGAUAACAAACCUAAAAACAGCCCCUCAUCAAACAAAGGUAGCAUGCUGAGAAUAAAAAUAUUCAGAAAACAAUGAUCACCUCUUUUCUGUUAUCUUAAAUUACACAAUCUGCACACUGCACUUGAUCAGGGCUUUAUAAGGUCCUGAUUUUCCACCAAGGCUUUUUCUCAUGAAACUAAUAAAGACAAACUGCUCACACAAGUUUCCUUUUAAUCCAAAGAAACGAAAGUGAGAAAACCCUCUGUGGGAGAAGCAGCAACCCUGAUGAACAUUUAACUCCUGUCAGCCAUCAUGAAGAAUGACAGUGGGAGCAAAUUCAGCAUGCAAAAACAGUGAACUCACACACACACAUGCACACACACACACACACACACACACGUUUCAUAAGGUGUAGGUCAGCACAGGUUGUGCGGCCAAAUAUGUGUCAGUGUUGAGAAAGUGGAGCGUUGUUCCUUUCAGGACGACAGCCACAAGUAGAUUUUCUGUAUGUUGGCUGUGCUGACGAUCAAGUUCAGGCAAUCACACAGACUUGAGGAAUUUUAUACUCUUAAGGGCCCUUAUUGACUCUAUGCAUUCCUUCGCGACAAACCGUGGCAGACAAAGGCUUUACCUCAACCGAACCUGCAAAAAGGUGGCAGAUAAGAGCAAACCUUUUAGGUUAUACAUGCACCAUGUAUACAUGUCCUUCAGGAGAAAACAUCAACCUGUUGUUGACAAUUAGUCCAGACAACACAGUGGACACUUCUGUAUAUCCUGCAUAGACAAUGGACAGCUUCCACUACCCCAUAUGUAAAUCAUGAUAGAGGACAUACUGCAUCUAAUAUAAUAGUGCUGUUCUACACCUAGAAAAUAGGGCUGACUUGUGUCAGCGUUGCAUGUCACGCAGAAAACAGGUUGCCGUUCUAAUCAAGGACACGUCUCAGAAGCAUGUCUUGUGCUGCUCUGCAAAAGAUAUGCGUCAAGUCUAUUUUCACUGCUCUACGCUUUCAACAUGCGUCAAUCUACACGGAGAAGAUCGUUUUAGACAGGAUGUCAAGCACGGAAACUGCGCAUGCCAUCUGGUACAUUUCAAAAUAAAACACCAUUUGUGGACUCCUGACUGUGUAUCAGUUCUGGAUCAAGCACACACGUGAUUUAAAAUACUGGCUGAUUGGUUUAAUUCACGUUUCCUUAUGACUUUUCUGGAAUGGUCAUUAGAGUACUUGCUGUGUAUUGAUGCCCCACAUGUCUCUCAGAGUGUUUGGCUUCUUUCAGCCCCACACUGGAUGGUUGCUCCAUACUUGGACACCAGCAAGAGGUUUUUAGGGACAGACAUUCUUGAUCUGGUUCCAGGGCUGUGCACACACAAUACACUCUGUCCCCCAAUUACAGUCAUUUCCUGCUGCCAUCAUCAGUGCAAAAAAAAAAAAAAAAAAGAAAACACUCCUUAAAGAGAAAGUUCACGUCCUUCAGGAUCAUUAACAUAUAAGGACAAUUAAGAUGUAGGGGAAUUGAUGAGGAAAUUACAGUGUGAUCUUACAUUACUUUUGAAAACCCUGGUGAAAAAGUGUGUUCAUCUGGACACACACACACACACACACACCACUUGUGUGUUCCAAGAAAAAAUAGAGCACUUCCAGAAAUAGAGCAAUCCAGGUUAUGUUUAUGUACAUAGACAACAUUUCAAGUCCCUCCUGUUGUUCUUGUUCCUCAUGUUUACUGAUUCAGAUAAGUGUGUUUACUGCAACCGUAUUAAAGAGGCUCAUAUUGUCAUGAAGAAGCACACAUAGAUACCCUACUUUGGCAGGUUUAAGUUUGUAUUGGUACAUGAAGAAGAGGUAAUGAGAUAGGGUUGGGCUGUAUGAACAAAAUCACAGUAUGAGUAAUUUCAUAUGGUAGCAGUAUAUAUCAAAGUAUGUUUUUUCACAGUGAAAAUUCAAUCAAUAGCUUAAAAAUAACCAUACUGUCACAUUUGUUCAUUUUGUAUAUAUUUGUAUACAAAUGAAUUUGUAUACAAAUGCAAACAAAAUGCAGUAUGCCAUGCAGUCUGCUGGACACACUGGUGAUUAUAGGGAGCGUACCCAAACCUGACCAAUCAAACAGAGUGAACAAACUCCGCAUGACACGUUUGGAAAUAUAUGGAAACACAGCCAAACCAACGCGCUUCGGCUUUCCUGUUAGCAAGCGCAGACAACUACACACAGAUUCAGAGAGAUGCAGCAGACAUCUGCUCCCUCUCUCCGGUAUAAAUGGUAUAGCAAGAUUUCUACCGGUAGACACAUUAAUACCGCCACACAAUAUAAACCGUUAUACCGCCAAUCCUAUAAUGAAGCUUACUUGAGUAUUCAAUGUUUUUCACCAGGUCCACAGAAGGAUUUGUCAUUAUUGACGACUUCAGUGUUCUGUGAACUUCAAACCUUUCUGCUUUUUUGGUGUAGCUGUUGGGACUUACUUGAGUGUUGAACAGAAUGAGUUAAGCUUAUUGUAAAUCAUGAGACUAUGGUGACAUGUUUAUGCUGCAGACCUACUUGAUUAUUUUUAAUUACUUGCUUACAUGAUUUUAGUAAUCAGAUCUGAGUUUUGUAAGCUUUUGACCUCUUUUGAAAUUUCCAGACAAACUACCUUGUCAACAGAUAAAGGUCAACUGAUUUGCAUGUGCAAAAGAGCAACAUAAUUUUCAUGCGUAUCACAGUGUUUUCAGAAGUGAACAUGGCGUGCUGCCACUAAGUUUAGUCUAAUUCAAGUUUUUAUGCAGAAAUCCAUGAAUGACUAUCUGGCUGACAUUUGAGAGAGGUGAAUAUCUCAUCAGCUGAGGUAAAACUUGCUAAUCGACCUGUUUGUAAGUCAAUAUGGUCAGGCUCAUUCAAAUAAACGCAAGUGAUCCAACCACCAUGUUGGUUAGAGAGCGUCUUUAAAUCUGGCUUUGAGGUUUUCCACUUUCUGUUGACACUGCAGGGAUAUGGGUCACUUUGGGCUGCUCUGUGAAUGAAGUCUUUGUUUUGAAUGUUACUGCAAACACUAACCAAAGAUUUAGCUCUUCUUUAAAAAUGUUUGCAUACUGAAGCAGCACCGUUGAAAUUAAUGCCUAAAGACACUGCAAGAGGCAUCAUAAUUUUUACAAAUAUGUUGCACUGUCACGUUGCAAAAAUCCCUGGCAGGCUGUCAACACUUUGAAUACUGCUGCCUUUAUCGUUUUUUACAACUUUGCUCAGGCUAAAAAAUGUACUUGCUAUGUCUGAUGUUUGAUAAUGUACAACAUCCCUGUGUGUUUAUUAUUUUAAUCUGUGUGGGUGGGUGUGUGUGUGUGCGUCCGUGUAAGUCCAAAGAAAAAUAAAGUGUGAGUGAAUGGUUUCACGGGAUACAGGCUUCGACUUGUCUCACAUACAUUACAUCUGGGUGGCAUGAAGAGGGCACAUGUUUAAUCACACAGCAUGCAUGAGUGGACGAUAACCAUCAAGACCUGGAUCAGGGAUCAUCUGGGUGGUACCUAUAGAACGCUGAAUGUAUACAUAUAUGUGUGUAUUCGAACGUGUGUGUAUGUGUGUGUUAUUGUGCGUUUGUAUGUGCGCACAGCGGGAAACCAGUAUCUGUACAUUUGUAAUUACACUCAGGAAAUGUUUAUUCAUGUUUGAUUGGGUGGGACCAGCCGGUACUCUGGGUACAUUUAAACAAACUAUUUCAACAUCCUGUUUAAAGUCGCUUUCAGAGGGAGCGAAGGGAGAGAGCGAAUACUGACCGAGGUUGACCACGGGCCACUUAUGUAAGACCCAGUCCAGAUCCUGAGGCCCCUUUAAAUUGACACUGGUGGAGGAAAAGGAAAAAGAAAAAAGAGGCCUUGGGUCAGCUUAAAAACUUAAAUGAGAUGUAGUGAACCUCGACAGUCUGCAUCAGCUGAGGUGAGCAGCUGAACUCUUCUGAAUUUCCAUCAGUCUUCUCAGCAGAGGGACACCACAAGUUUAUAUGAUAUCAAUAAAAAUCACAAUAUGACUAAAGGGCAAGUCUGGAGUUAAUAAAAAUGGAACCAAUACAGAAUUGCAAAAAACUGCAGUUCCUCUCAAGUCCACUUGAGGCUAGCCUCAAAAGCCAUAGAAUCUCCGUUAGUUCCCAUGUUACAAUUAUUAUCACACUUAUUUUUGCCCAUGAUCUGUUUUUGAAACUUUUCAUAAUGGUAUUGCUGUCCAAAGUUUACCAAAAAUGUACACUCUUUUACAAAGGAUUUAGACACUAAUAUGUUGGUUUAGCCUCUUUUGUGGUGGAAUUUAUUGGGCGAGGUAUUUAGGUUAGAGGCCUCGCUGGAUCAUAAGAAAUCAAAUACAGCUCCUUUAAGAGCAACUCCACAUGAUCUUUGAGUAUCAAACAAUGCUUGGGAAUGCACAGAUGUGAUUUGGACUGUCUUUGUCCCGAUGGAUUGGUUAUAGCUAGUCUACAUUAAAGGAAUGGUUGACGAUCUGAGAAGCGGGGGUGUCGAAUACAGCGAGGUGAUUGGAUGGAGAGGUGGAGCAGGAGAUUGACCAAUAGGAGCUGUCCGGGACAGAUGGCUCCCAUUGGUCAAUGUUUUUGCAGCCCUGCACCUGCUAAGGUGAACAGAUUUUUUCCAUUAGUUUUUCUCUUUACUAUGCAGAGAUCGCACUAGAGGACCAUGAUCGCCCUGUAAAUGAGGUUCAUAAUAAUUACCAAUCUCUCCAAUCCUCAACCAUGCCUUUAGUCACAGAUUCUUUAUCACUGGUACAACACUUUCACUUCUCACUUGCAGCUCUCACAUUACCCGAUUGCUUUACUAUGUUUACUUGUUAAAGUAUUUCCAAAACAAGCAACAAUCCAUAAAAAGUAACACUUGCUAGUCUUGUCCACACAUGUGCUUUUGAAGAGGGUCAUUAAAUAGGUAAAAUCCACAAGCUAGCUCAUUGCUUUUACAGUUUGAUAGGCACCCUGCGUUACUGCAUAGAUUCUAUAUUAAGAUUUGCAAAAAUGCCUUUUUGCUUACAAGAAAGCCACAGUUUUCUCAGUAUAGAUGUGUUAUACUUAAGACUAUAUUAAAACUGCAUAUAUUUGUUUGUUCUGCUGUUUUGUUUUUUAUUUUUCAUAUUUUUGAAUGCUGAAUAGAGAUGUACUUUUAAAAUCAAUUUCUUUUGCAGCUUUGAUGGUGCAGAAAUGAUGCAGUUAAACUUAGCAGAGGAAAUGAGGGUUAUGAUUAAGUCGACCUGUUGGUUACUGCUCACUGUUAGUCAUCCCAGUUGUAAUUGUUUUCAUCGUAGGAGAAGCAGGAAGCAAGUGCACAGUUACAGGAAUAAUCCCCCCAUACAAUCAGCAAUACAAAGACAAAAGCUUGUCAUAACCACUCCCAAACCUGGUUGUUUAUUUCCUAAUUCAUGUUUGUUGAACUUUUAUUGUGGUUUUCAGGAAAUUACCCUAAUCCCUACAGGUCUUUGUCACUCAUGAUGAAGACAGUUUUAGGAUACCAGCUUAUCUCAGUGUUUGAAUCAUGCAUACCAUGUACAGAAACUACAGUCCUGAAAUGACAUCCCUAAAUGGAUUUCCAACAUCAGCUCUCAGUUGCAUGUCUUACCUCACUUUUUCUUACGUUUUGUUUUAUCCACUGUAGUUUCUCUCAAAACAAACAUGAAAGUCCAAAGUACAAAAAACUGCUGCUAUGACUAAGCAGUUGAUGUGCAUAUGUCAUAUACAGAGGCUAUUGUCCUUGUUGCUACAGUUGCUGGUUCUGAAUCCUGUUUCUAAGCCAAAAAUAAUAUGGAUGUCCUGAUACGUUAUUGAUAUUGGACAUCAGUCCAAUAUAAGCAAAAAUACAAAUAUCAGAUUAUGUCGGCCUGCGUCCUAAAGCUCCAAUAUCAGCACUCCAAUACAAGCAAUCCAUUCCAGACUCCACUCCAGCACCUUUAUCUAGCAGCGCCCGGAUCUAGCAUGCAGAGCCAUGUAAUCACAAUAACAGUGUGUACUAAGGUACCAAAAUAAGUAGCAAGUAGUAGGACUGAUGAUGGAGUGAGGCAGUAUUUUUCGUUGAAGUCUGAAAAAGACAUAAUUUUGUGCCAAUGUCGGUAUCAGCCAAUACCGAAGGCUAUAAUAUCUGUAUCGUAUCGGUAGUAAUGAAGGUGCAUCAGGGCACCCCUAAAACAAAAUAAAAAGAUGGACUCAGCCUUGGCUAUGGUUUUGCUUGGGCUCCCUUGGGCUUCAAAGAUGGUGUUAUUGUGGUUGAUGAUAUCAGUCAUUUCAAGCUUGACGAGAAAGUAUUGUUGUUACCAGCCUGUGAGUUACAACAAAGCUGCAGUGUAGCAUUUCUCAUGGCUUCCUCGUUCAUUCUUGAUCUUUCCUGAAUGGAAGAAUGGCAUGCCUCAAACUUAAGACCAGAAUGGACCCUCGGCUGUUGUAAAGGGAAGUUUGAUUCAACCAUAAACGGGUCAGCAUAUGAGGACCUCUGUGGCUUUCCAUGACACAUUUGGAGCUUUAAGGGUGUUGACUGGUUUAACCCCCCCCACACACACACAUACACACACACACCAUAAAAACAACAACAAAAAAAAACAUACAUCUCAGUCAUGAACCUAAGCAAGACAGUUAAGUGAAAAGUUCUUGCUCUUUAAUGUUGACACUAAGGCGCACUGAACUAUUAGAGUCAUAUUACAGAUAUAUGUACAUGUUUUUUUUGCACUGGAGUCCACAAACCUAGCUAUACUCCUUAACUCUAGGGGGCUCCCUUUAGUGUGAUAUAAAUACAAUGAGGCUUCAAACGUGUGUACACAUGGAUGUACAGUAUCUAUAAUCCAUACAUACUGCACGUGAGUGUGUCUUAAACUGCUAACAAUGUGACCCUCAGGGCUUAUACAAUGGCUCAGAGGAACUGCUCUGGGUUUCUUAUAUACGGAGCUGUUUAUAUCACUCCCCCUCCAUACACACGUGCACACACACACACACACACACACACACACACACACAGCUUCUCCUCUCUUAUUUCCUAUAUGAAGAAAGCAGGCUGGAAUUCAGGAAGGAGGCCAUUUUCCCUCAAAGUCCAUUUUCAGUACCAAGAGAAUAGAGCUCAGAGGGCGUGGUAUACAGUUUCUCUUUUUUUUUUUAUUCAAUAUGUGUGUGCGUGUGUAUCACAGGAAGGGGACUCUAUAAAAGUGGAGACAAUCAGUGUUAGUCAUAUUGCAGCACAUUUUUGUUUUUGUCGGCUGAGGGCAGAGUUGAAAUGCUAAAUAUCCUGAGCUGUAAAAUGUUGUAAGAACUCACAUUUGACUGUUUUUCUGGGACAAGGUCCCGUCUCUCGGCAGUCAUCAGACUGUUUAAUGAGCAAGAGUGAAAACAACACACACUCGUGCACAGGAGCAGCUGUAUAUGCUCCUAAGUAUAUGCCUACGUCAGUUUAUAUAACUGUUGACUUUUGUUUUAGUGAGAUAUCCAGUUAUUUUUCUACACUUCACAACAGAGUUGCACUCUGAAUACUUUUGCAUAUUGGGCAUUUUUGUACGUUUCAAGGUCUCUUUUCUUGAAAUCUGAAUUCUUUUUGGUAAUUUUCAAUGUUUUGUUUGUAUGUUAGUGAAUUUUUGAUGUGUCUGGAUGUCUGUGAUGCUGUUGUUUGAUGUUGUGUCUGACUGUGACUGUAGCUGCUGUGACAGUGUAAUGAAUAAUAAAUAAAGUAUUCUAUCCUAUCCGACUUCAUUAUUUAUGAUCUCAUGUACCUGGUAUUAACCAUCUUAAAGUAUUAGAAAUGAACUUCAAUCCAUCUUUUACACCCUGUCAUUUGAAUUUGUUAGGAACUUGUGUGUAUAAAAAUGUCUUUUUAUACACAUUAGAAAACAAAGUAAAUAAAUCUGUUUUCAUCUGUUCUCCUCAGGACCGGUUGUUCUUCGUGAUGGAGUACGUUAACGGAGGUGACCUGAUGUUCCAGAUCCAGCGAUCAAGAAAGUUUGAUGAAGCUCGAUCUCGUUUUUACGCAGCUGAGGUGACAUCUGCUCUAAUGUUCCUCCACCGGCACGGAGUCGUUUACAGGUAACUGUGUCAACGCUUAGCAUCAGACCUUCACCUGAUCAAACUAUCUUCUCUGUUCUUUACACUUUGAGGCAAGAUGGAGCUGCUGAUUUGAUGUCAAGCCUCUGGCUGUGAUAUGCAUCUCUAUUACAGAGAAAACCAUGCCUCCUGCAAAAAAUACAAGACACACUGACUGUAAAGUUCUGAAUUAAUGAACAGAGGGACUGUGAACUUCAACUUAAGUGCACUUACCAAGAAUUUCCACAGAACUUAAACUCAUCUGAUCAUUUAGUUUCUGUGAAAUUUUGUGUGGCGUUUACUGUAUGUGUGGCUCAUGUGACCCAAAUCUUUGAGCUUAGAAACAAAACUCCAACAUCAUAAAAUGUUCGAAACAUCUCCAAGUAUCAGCCAGUAGUUCUUGUUUUCACCGGCGAAGAAAACAGAUCUGCCUGCCCUGGUUGGUCCAGUCUUUCAUGUGUCCUGGGCUUUACAAAAGAACUGACCGCAUCGUUGGUAAUCUCAACUCUCUGUGUUGAACUCGUUGAACUGCCUGUCAGUUGUUUUGAUGCUUCAUUUAGCAGCUGAGGUAUUCUGUCAUAAACUUAUUUACCUUAAAGCAAAAGUAAACUGCGGGGACACAGAUGUAGAAGUCUUUUAGGAGUGAGCACAAUAUUCUUUAACUACCUCUGUGUAUUUGGGAAACUGAGGUAAAAAGACGAAUAUAACUUUGCCAAUUGGUUUGAUGAUUGAUUUUAAUGACACACCCCAGAUCAAAACUUGAAUCACUGCCAGGCUUUGCAACACCGGGAAACUAUUAAAACCCUUCCAAAGAAAGCUGAAUAAUAAUUACAUAACUGUGGCUCACAAUUGACUCUUCAUUUGAACUUUAUGCUGUUGUAUUUUGCGCCAUCCAACAGCAGCUGCUGCUGGGACUUGGGUAAUGUUCUUCAAAAUAUCACAUAAAAUAUUGCAAUGUUUAAAAAAAAUAAAUGUGCACACAUUCAUGAUGCCUUAAGCGUGACUCCAUGUGGUUUAACCAAUCCAAACUCUCAGUCUAGUGCACAUUUGCAGUGUUUGAAGAUAUAUCUGGACCCUUGCUGGAUGCAAUGCAAGGACAUUUGGCGCUCCUAUUUAUUUAUUUCCCAAGAUGAUCUAUAAUUACUUUGAUCAUAAGUAUCCAAUCCCUCUCUGAUCAUGAUAACCAAAGGCUUACAGGCCUGAAACCAUGUGGAAAUGCACGGCAUCACUAGUACACAUGGGAAAGGCUUCAAAUCAGUGAGAUGAAAAUACAUUGCAGUACCUUUUUAUAACAGUGGAGGGCACUUUCUGCCGGACAGUGCAGUAUUAGAUAAGGAUUUACCAGGUGAUAAUGCACAAUCAGUGUUACAUAUGUGGUCUACAAAGAAUAUUUGUUGACCAUAUCUGUUUUUUUUUUUUUUUUUCUUACAGCUUCACGAUCUUUUCAAAUUAAAAGCUAUUUUUAACAAACAAAGCAUGAAGUAACUCAGGUGUAGGGGUGGGAAUCACCAGUGGCCCCAUGAUACAAUGUUAUCACGAUACUUGGGCCACGAUACGAUAUUAUUGCGAUUUUUAACAUUUUGCAAUACAGUGAGUCUUGCGAUACUAUACAUUGCAAUUUAUACAAAUUUUCAACUGUUUAGCUAAUUUAGCAUUUGCCUUCCUUUAUGUUUGCCUUAUUUACACAGCAUUUUAUUUUCAUGUCGCACAUCUUGCAAACUUUAUGUGUCAGGUCCAUCUCAUUAGUGCCCUGUUUGCAUUCCUAAUGUUUGUGCUGCUAUAUUUGUUGCACUGACUUUCUCCUGCUCUAUGAUGUCACCUCUGCCGACCUCACUGGACAAACAGUUGAUUUAAUUUUUCCAUUAUCAUAGAUUUGACUUCAUAUUAACAAUUACUUUGAAAAACUCAAUACUUGGUAAAUGUGACGAUACAAUAAAUCACCAGACAAAUAUCCCACCCCUACUCAUAUGUUUGGAAGUUAAAAAAAAAAAAAAAAGGCCAGAUAAAUGAUGACAAGUUCAAUGAUGUAGUCUCUUCUCUAAAUCUUGAAAACACUCUAGUUUGCUAACACUCGACAAAAUCUUUUGUGAAUCUUUUGAUAUUGUGAAGCUAGCAUUGUGAAUGAUGUUGUAUUAUGAGCGUAUCCUGACAUCCUUAACACUCGCUCGCAUGUGAAUAUGCAUUUUCCCUGCGUGGCCGUCCCUCACCAAACUUGAUCUUCCAGUGUGCACGCUGAUUGAUGGAGCUGUCAUGUGUUGUACCAUUCAGCUGUUAAGCAGUAUGCGUAUCUAAGAAUGUGAUGGAACUUGAAGAUCUCAGCGUCUCAGAGACUGUUAUGCUGAGGUUUUUAACCGAGUGACCGUUUUUGGUUCGGUGGUUCAAACCAUGCUCCUGACAGAAGAAAGAAAAACUGAACACAAAGUCCUGUUUGUUGUCAGGAGUUCUUGAAGUGAUCUUGUGUUCAAUCAAAAACCUAUUUUCAGAAUAAAUGUUUUCUUUAGUUAUGAAACUCUAACUCAUUGACCUCGGUCUAUAACAACCUGCUGUCCUACUUUUAAUCUGUGUGUGCAGACUCCUCAGCCAUAAUAUCAUUGUCAACCAAUAAAAAACACACAACAGGUCACACAAAACCUACACACUGAUUGAAUCAUAACACCAUUGUGAUGGAUGGAGGUUCAGAGCUGAUUGAGGCAUCUCGCUCCCAGAAAUAACCUUGAUAAAAGAAUACUAGGACCCUCUCUUUCCGGUGUUUUCUCCUCAUGAAUCUCUGCUGUGAUUUGUUGUUUAGAUUCCCUUGUCAUGCAAUAUGCGUGUUAUGUGUUCAGGCAUGUGUAUUUGUUCAGCACCAUGUUUCCCAUGUUAGGAUAGGCGAGGAAUGUGUGUGUGUGUCUGUGUGUGUGUUGAUGAUGUUAGUGGCGAUUGUGUUCAUGAUAUCAUGUUUGCUUUUUCAUUAGAAGUAUUUCACAUAUUUUUUUACAAUAUAUUUAUGACAACGCCCUGUAAAGAAACAAAGACCAGUACGGUCUCUACAGUCUUACUAUAUUUCUACUCACCAGUUCACUUUUAGUUUCUUAAGAUUCACAUUCUCAACCUACAUUCUUGCUCAAAGGUUUCCCAUAGUCUCAAACAAUGUCCACACGAGUCAACAACGUUAUUAUUCAUAACCCGCAGUGAGGGACUUUAGUUUAUUAUGAUUUUGGCGGCCCCUGUGGACACAGCAGUAUGUUCUUUCUUCUUACUGAUUCUGUCCUGUUCUUGAAUUUGUAACUCUCAACAACAGGAGAUAUCAUCCUUCUUUUUCUUGUCUCUUAAAGCAAUCACUAACUGUGAUUCCUUUGGUUAAAGGGAUAUUCCAGCAUAAAACCAGUCCAUUACAGAUUACAGCGGGGUGAUGCAGCUCAAGGAAGAACAUUUAUGAUCAUUUCUUCAUGGAAAUUCAAUCAGACCGAGAUGCUAAGGCAGAAGAACUACUGCGUCUGCAGUGCAAAAUGAUUAAUGUAAUGAUUAUUACAUCAAGGAAAUGAUAAAGAAAUGAUCAUAAAUGUUCUUCUCUGAGCUGCGUCACCCCGCUGUAGUCCGUAAUGGACUGGCCUGAGCUCUCGCUACAGACAUGCAGCUGCUGGAAGAGAGUAGGUGAGUUGUGUUUAGUCUCUUUGCUAAAGAAAUUGGGCAAAGUUAAAAAUAUGUUUGGUGGCUAGUACGAUGGCUAGGACCCUAUAUGUACUGUUGAUGAAGUUAGGUGCUGUUCUGAGCAUUAUUUGUGGCUUCUUGGUUGAGGUUUGUUUAUGGCUGUGUAUUGCUAUUGUGCGGUUGUUACUAAAGUUGGUAUAACUAUAGAGGCAAGCGGUUGGCAACAUUCAUCUCUUGAGGGGGUGUCCAACUCUGUGUUACGGUGUUUGACCCUAAAUUAAUUUUACACCGGAAUAUCUCUUUAAAAGCAAAAGGGUUAGGUUAGGAGUGUAUGCCACUGUUAAAGAGGUCUAAGUAAACUGGAUCCAGGAUGAAAUGGUGGACAGGAUUGCUGCUCUCUGACGACAAGAGAAGCGAGCCAAGAAGGAUUGUUCACCCUCUAGUUAUGGAACUGGAGAUCCUGAAAUAAUUGAAGGAGUGAUGCAACUUCUCUGAUGCAGAACCCAAAGUGCGCCCUGUUCCCAUAGACUCUCAGCAUAUGCAGUCUGACUACCUUUUGUAGUCUGUGGAGUCUGCUGGUGUUUGCAUUUUUAAUGCAUUUUUUUCAUUAGCUUAUCUUCAAGACCAACAGGCCAAGUCCACUUAUGAAUACAAUGACACAGUGUAUUUGUAAUAAAAGGCCACAUGGACUUACAUGUAGUCUUGGUUAAUGUUCAAAAUUACAGAAUGUUCAAACCUGAACAAAAUAACUUGUCUUUGGCACAAAUGUCUUGUCUUGUGAUAGGUAUUCAAGUAUUUCCAAUUAAAUUGGUUUAUAAAUAUCCCAAAAGGGAGAUAAAGAGGUGAGGAAUUAUUGUACUUAUUGGAAAAACAUAUAAGAACUGGAAACUGCCUCAGUUUUGUUGAAAUUGGCUUUGAGCAUUGAAACUUUACAUAAAUCUAAUACCUCACAGUCACCUAUUUUUCACGGUCUUUGAUCAAGUUGUAUUUAUUCAAUCUGAUCAGUAUAUUGCCGGGUAUAUCGGGGUUAUUUUUAUUGGCUUUGGCCUCAAUAAAAUGUGCUGAGUCAGCUUCAGUGAACUCUAAAACCAAUGAUUCUUCAGCCAAGAGUAAUCAAAGACCGUCACUCUGUUAUGUCUUUAGGUGAAGAGUUUAACUUCAAUGUUAUGCUGCCUCUGUGAACUUUGAAUACAGCAAAAGAAACUCACUGUUCUGUGAGCAAACCACAAACAUGACCAUGAUUUUGACCAUUUAGACUCAAUUUUAAGACCAAAAUUUAGACCAUGGAUUAACCAAAAGUAAAUAUUUCCUCAAAAAGAUCCAACAGAAGACGGUAAUGCAUGAAACACAGAUGGGAUGUUGCAUAAACCUGUAGCAUGUUGCAGGAUAAAACCAUUAGAGCAUUACAUAACUGGCUUCCACGGUUUAUAAACAGAGGAUGUAAAAUGAUUCAGUUAUUUUGGCUACAUGAUCUCAGAACGACAAAAGUCCAGUCCUGCUGGUGCCUGCUGGACCCCCACUCAUUGUUUCCCACAGUUUGUCCUACGAUGCUUUUAUUAACUGAGGCGGGUUACAAUCCUAAAAUUUCGACUUGGUCAAAGCAUGGACGUGUUUCUUUGAGUUGGCACAAUUUAAUCCAAAUCCGACAUCAAGAUUAGAGCCAGGAGCUCCAAGCUUUUGUGUUGUUUUAAUGUUGGUUUUGGCUACAUGAGAAGUUCAAAGUGCUGCUCCACCCAGUCAGAAAGUAAGUCAAACACACACCUCAUGGAGACUUGAAAUAAGAAAGGUGGAUGCAAAAUAAGUUUACUACCAUGUGCACCUGUCUCAAACCCCCACCUCUGUUAUCUAGAAGUAAAUGUUUGUCAAGCCUGAUGGAAAAUAUGUUUUUUUUUUUUUAUUAUUUUGUUCAGAAAAAGCAUAAACAAAAAUAUAAUGUAGACACAACAUCCAGUCCUACCAUAAACUAGUGCUGACAAUAAAAAAGACAACAACUUUAAACCUUGUUAAGGAUUUCAUCAAAUAGUAAUAAACUGGAACAGGACCUGUGUUUGUUUUUAAAUGGAAGGAACUGAAAUUAAUGCUGAUGUCUAAGUGUGAGUGUUUCUAUACAGAGAUUUUUAACAUUGAUUUACAGCAGGCUGUAAUUGUAAUUUUAAAAAAUUUCAAUGUUUUUUCUACAAGAAAUAUUUCAGUCUUAUAUUUUUAGCAGCAGCUCAUUUAUAAAUGUACAGGACGAGCAUCAGGGCCAGAGGGGGAACCAAAACCCAUAAAAUUGAAAAGUUUUGAACAGGAGUUUUUUUUUGUUUGUUUGUUUGUUUUUAUUUUGUUUUGUUUUGGUUGUUUUGCACAAAAUCAUUUUAAUUACCCAGAUGUCUCCUUAAUGAGGUUGUGCAAAUCUUUCAUUCCCAUUGAUUUAGAUAGACUUAUACAGGCCUCUUUUGUCAUUCAGUGUGCAGCCGGUGUAUACAGAACGAAAUUUUAUUUGCAUAGGCCUCAGUUUACAAAUUCAAGUACAGUGCGGAUAUAAGUGCAGAAAUAUGUAAUUCUGUACAACAUUCAAAUAUCCAAAUGAACUGUUUUUUUAAUAACAUACCUGUGUGGUUAAAAAAGAGUUAGUUUCACACACAGAGGUUUGACUCCCUUUGGUGUUCACACUCAUGAAGAUUAAUGAUUUGAUCUUUAAACAUUGUUUUGUCAGCCCUGAUGUUUUCAUAGUGAAUAUUAAUCUGUCAGCGGUUGUCAGGGACAACAGAUACAGUACACACAUGCUCGCACACUCUGCACUGAUGUUUUUUAGCUACCUGAUCCUCUCUCUAUGUCUCUCUCUAUGUCUCUCUCUCUCUCUUUCAUCUUUGACCCACUUUGGUGACCAGAAGAUGACGAACAACAAGUGUUUUGGGAACAUAAUGUCCUGACUUCCUCUCCCCCUCCCUCACCCGCCUCCCACUCCUAACAGCUCUUCUCCCGUCCUCCAUCACUCCUCUGAUACUCGCCUUUUGUCCCAUCAGCUCCUUGUCAAUGCUUGCAUCUGUUCUACUCCCAGUUGCAAAACUGAGGAACAUUUUGAGACAUGUUCUUCUGUUCCUUGUCUUUAAACUGUCCCGAAACCCAUGAGAUGAAACUGAUGUUAAUGUUUUGAGAGGUGAGUCCACAGAGCAGGUUGAGACAGCUAUGAGGGUAGAGACAUGUCUGGAUAAACACUCGGUCCUGAGAGUGAAUCCAAAACUCGGUCAUUUGAUGGAAGAUGUGUUGAAUCAGAGAGUUUUUACUUUUACUGUCAGCAGAUUUAAAAUCACUAUUGAGGGGAAAAAAAAAAACACUUUCUAUACUUUAACAAUAUGGACCAAAAAACUGCUUUGAAAUACAAAAUAGCAGAUUUUCCAACUUCAUUGAAUUCAUGGUUAAUCACAAUCAACCACUGAAAUUAUAGGAAUAACUGAAAUUCAAAAUUUUUAUUUAAAAGCCAUAAGAUUAACAGACCAUAACAGUCUGAGAUUGUAAGAUACUGAUUAGAAAACACAAGUAACAUGAUGCAGCAUGUGAAAUGUAGCAGCACUGAGGAGCUUCAGACACCAAAAACAUACCUGCUGUACAUAUUGAUUGAUAAUAGAGGCUUGGAGGCUGAUUUAAAUGUUCCUGUCAAAUGAGAGUAGAGGCCACAGGCGGUGGUAAUUUAAGGAUCUUAGCUUUAGAUUGACACUCUGGAACUGGCUGUCACAACACGACUUUUCAAAAAUGUCUGUAAAAUGGUAUUUAAAGUGACGCCGAGUCAAUCACACUUUAAGAAAAAGAAUUGUCCUUUUAAAAAACUUAGUCCAAAGAAAGAAACAUGGGAAAACUUUAACACUCAAAGAGAUUCUCCUUAUUCUUGGGAUCAAUAUAUUUAUCUGAUGUGGGGUUUAAAUUAAAGUAUUUUUUGAGUAAUUUUUUUUCAAAAUAAGGUGAUUUCUGAAAGUCUUCAUCUGUGCCUUUUAAAUGAGAAAAUACACCUUUUACAUGAACGAUAAAACGUUAAAAUACGAACUAAAUUUACUAAGCCAUUUUAAAUGUUAGAAAAUUUAAAAGUCAAAUGCAGUGUCAUUUUUAUCAGCAUUUGUGUCACUCCUUUAAAGUAUAGAAAUUUCUCCUGCGUGAAUUUGAAAUAUUUUAAAAUAUUUUUGACCCCUGUUGAAGCCACAGUAUCACUCUUAUUUAGAGGAGGAUACAGUGGUUGCUGGUUUUGGCAAACACCUGUUAAGCUUUGUUUUGAGUUUUAGAGUUUUAGAAUUCGCUCACUAUAUAUACAUAUAUGUGUAUAUAUAUAUAUAUAUAUAUAUAUAUAUAUAUAUAUAUAUAUAUAUAUACGAAUAUAUAUAUAUAUAUAUAUAUAUUUAUAUAUAUAUUUUUAUAUAUAUAUAUAUAUAUAUAUAUAUAUAUAUAUAUAUAUAUAUAUAUAUAUAUAUAUAUAUAUAUACACAUAUGUAUAUAUAUAUAAAAUUUUCCACCACAGGCGUGAUGCGCAUUAGUUUCUAAUGUUUUAAUGUUUAGCUUUUGAUUUUAUUCCUUAUUUUCCUAAUAUUAUCAAUGACCAAACCCUGAUUUUUCUCUUAUGCCUUGAUGAAUAUACCAGUGUAACAGUGUCCACAUGAUUAUGUAUGUGUUUGUUUGUGUUUGACCAGAUGUGUGUUUGGAACAUGAAGGGAUGAGGGAGCGAGAGAGUUAAAGAGAGUGAGAGAGAGAGAGGGGUUAGCUGUCACAGAGCACAGGGGUUGCUGCUGAGGACGUAAUGGAAAAAUCACUCAAGAUUAACAUGAAGCACAGGAAAUGCUCUCAAUUGAGCCUGAUUGCCCCAUGUGUGUAUUUGUUUGUGUGUAUGUGGGAGAUAGAGAGGCAGUGUGUGUUAGAGAGAGGGGGGUCUACACAGAGCUGAUGGAGGAGCUUCUGUUUAUUGCCAGGAUUUCUUAUGUGAUCUCAAAGCUUAAUUUAAAAAAGACAUUAAAGGGUCAUUCCCCUGACUUUAGGAACACAGCGUGAUGCUGGUGUUCCGACGUCAGGCUUUUCCUGCAGAAACCCAGAUGUUCAAAAAAUUGUGUUUUAAAGGAAUUCUUUCUCACUUUGUAUUAUUUCAUUCACAUGGGUUUUACCACUGUAACAUGUAGUCAGAGUUGCGAGAACAUCAUAUAAUUGUUUUUAAGUCACAUCUCAGGCGUGAUUCUUUAAUGGUGCUGAUUCUUCUCUCUCCUUUCUCAGCCUUUAAAUGUUGAUCUUUAAGACUUAAUGGAUUAUUGAUGAGGGUUAUAUGAUUGAUAGGAUCUGAACAAUAUAUUUCAAGUGUGACAUGCUUAAAGCCUGUGAAUGAAAAUAAUCCUCAGCCGUCUGGAGUACAAUACAUCAAUUUGCGACUGCUGACACUGUCCUCAUUCUAAAAAAAACCCACAAUGUCUUCUGCAGACACUUAAUAUUGAAUUUCCCCUCCAGCCAGGUGAUGUGCUGCUAAGGGAUUAAUGGUUGUGUCCUUUUAAAUUCAAUCAAAAAUGCAUUACAUUCAUAUGCUAUUUUUCUGCCCUGCUGCAGGCAUACAAUUCAGACUUAAUGUGGAGGGAGCGCCUGGAGGUGGUAUAUGCAAACAGGCAGCCAAGGGGUCACAGGUUUAAUUCUUUAUCUUGGGAAAUUAAAGCAAGUGCUGCUCUUUCCUGUCUUAACUGUGCGCCAUUAACACACUCUUAAGCAUGGCUGUUCACAGCUGCUCCAAGGCACAUAACUGUGGCUGUUGUUCGGGUGUGAGGAGGAAUAGGGGUUUUGGGUUUCAUAUGGUGUGCACUUGCACUAAUACAAGAUUCCUCUGAAUAAAAAGAAAGGGAUUGGUAAUUAAUUUGUAGAAUAUCAAAAGUUAAACUUCCAUUGGUGGAAAAAAACUUGGUGGGGAGUAGUUAUUGGACUGUUUGAGGUAUCGGUUAAUAGGAAGUGGUCAUCUUGGACCCUUCAGCAAGGAUCCAGCCAGAGAACUGACAUGGAAGCUAAGCUUUUAACACCAUUUCAGAAAUGGUGAGCUCUGCCACGUGCCACGUAGCUUAGCAAAUUUAAAGAAACUCGAAACCGAAUUUCUCUGUCAGUAUAAAAACACGCUCUGUUCAGAAUUGUGCAGGCACACUUUGCACACCUGACACUUGGAGACUGGGGGCCUCUCCUUGCAGAAGUUUUUUCCCCCUUUUCAGUCCAUUUGGUUUGUUCUUUCUCCCUCUUAAACUUGGUUCAUGAAGGUAUCUGUUUCAUCCACAGCAUUGACAUGUCAUCAUUGCUGUCAGCAUCAGAAUUAAUGCACUGCAUGUGUCAGGGUUAGAUUGAACCUGUUUGUCUGAACAAGAAGUCUUAAACCGAUUCAACUCAAGACAAUAUUUUAGAGGAGUUUUUGUCAUGACAGUCCGACCCAAACUUGAACCAUCAAGUAAUAACUUGAUUUGAAGCAAACUGUCAGGCUCCACUGCACCUGACAUUUCAUGGUAUUUUUUGACACUUAAAUCACAUAGGCAUACUUCACAUAGUGUGGCUUUGCACGAGAUCCACAUACCUGCUAUAAUCACGUCUAACAGUUGUUCAUCAGAGUAUGAAUAUGAGUAUAAAUUAUGCACAUUUCAACUAUAAGCACUUUUAGUUUAAUACUGAUAAAGCUGAGGUAUGUUAAAAAAAUAAAAUAUAACACUUUUUUUUUAUCUACAUACAUAUUCUGGGGACAUAAUCUUCGCUUGUUAAAAAACAGUUAUUUUGACUCAACUUUAUUAAAAGAAAAAACUACUAUUGUGAUCGAAUAAAAAAUGGUGUGACUUAUUCCCCAGGCUGAAACUACAAGAAAAACUAUCAAGUUAUAUCUCAUGGUUGUGUAUCAACAGCAGCUCCUUUUCAUUUUUCUCACAGCUUUCUAUGGUGUAAUCAAUAGCCUGUCAGAGCAAGGCAUGAUGGGACGGACAAGCACAAACUUUUCAACAGCAGCUCUUUAAACUGGGCCGUGAAACUGCCCUUUUUAUUUUUGGGGCUUACGAAAGCAGAACAGUUGCAUAAGCUCUUGACUUCAGAAACACGCACACACAUGCUUGGUCUCCUCCCCGCCCUGUCAGGGUGGCUGUAUUUUUGAAAACACCUCGGGCUGAAUGGUUGCAUUGGCUACAUCCAGGAGAUGUUGACAUUUUUGUAGCGAUCAACCAUCAAGCCCAAGAGCGGCUGCAUUCAUGACCAGCCCUGUCAUCUCUCAACACCACUGCUCUUAUCUCUCACUGCUUGGUCUCUCUCUCUCUCUCUCUACCCUCCAUCUCUUUCUCCUACUCAACCCUCAAUGUACUCUGAUUUUCUCUUUCCUUUCGCUGUUCCAUUUCUUCUCCAUUUCCAUGUGACAAAUUAUUUAAAAUACUGAAAAAAACUUGUAGGCAUGUGUGAACACCUCCACACCCAACAUUAGCCCUUUUACCAAUCAUCGCAGUCUACGAAUGAAAGUUUUUUUUUCUUUGUUGUCUCAAAGUUACACCCUGUUGAAGAACUAUAUGAUAUGAGACUUGUUUCAGCGAACAUUGCUAAUGCCAACCGUUCUCCCUACCUUUGUAAUUUUGCUUCUCUGCAGGGACUUGAAGUUGGACAACAUACUGUUGGAUGCGGAGGGUCACUGUAAGCUUGCAGACUUUGGGAUGUGCAAGGAGGGAAUCCUGAAUGGAGUCACCACUACCACUUUCUGUGGGACGCCGGAUUACAUCGCACCUGAGGUGACCUCAUCCCCACCCACAAACUGAAUUUCUACAUAAUGCACAAAUUCUAGUUGAUAAAACAGUGUUUGGGUUCGGCUGUAUGCAGAUGAUACUCUGCUGUAUAGCUGAGCACAGAUGUAAUUAAAGUAAGUGUUAACCUCUUUACAAACAGUGCUUGAUAUUCAGUUGCAGCGAAAGCAACCUGUGUAGGAGCUAACAUCAGAAUAACACAAGUCUGUUCACAGUAGUUUAUUCAAAUUAUUUUUGGUAUCUGGGGCUUCGCUUUGAUAUUUUACUAUUACUGUUUACUUGGACCAUCUGAUAGUAAGUCUCCUUCUGUUUUGAUGAUUAGAUCCUUCAAGAGCUGGAGUACGGCCCCUCUGUGGACUGGUGGGCUUUAGGGGUGUUAAUGUACGAGAUGAUGGCAGGCCAGCCACCGUUUGAAGCUGAUAAUGAAGACGACUUGUUUGAGUCCAUCCUCCAUGAUGACGUCCUCUAUCCUGUCUGGCUAAGCAAGGAGGCUGUGUCUAUUCUAAAAGCAGUAAGUUAUGCUUUUUUUCUGUUUGUACUUGUAGUUCAGCAGCAAAAAAAAUGAGCUGUUGUGCGGGAAGAAAAUGACAGUAACAGUCACCUCCAGCAAUCGGCACUCAUUUCCACUGGUGACACCAAAAUGGACACAGUCAACGUUCUUCUUUUUAAAAGCUCAAACCUUAAGAUCUGGCCAUUGGUGCUUUGGUGAAACAUCUUCAUCCUCCUCUGCUGCAGACCUCAAUACAAACGCUAAAUAAAGUGACAAAUGCUCUGCUUUUGUUCCACUUAGAAACACUCAAGAAGGACACAAAUACCACUGAUACAAACCACACUUAAGAACCACUGAAACACUUCUUAACAAUCACCAGUUCAUCUCAGGGAAAGUGGCAACUAAUGGGAAUACACAUUGAUAUGUAGUGGGGUCUAAGAAUAUAUUAGUCUUUAAAAUGUAGAGGAGUAAAAGUGAUUAAUUUUCCUAAAUAAGAUAAGAUAGGACAAAGUUUGUAUCCAAAUUGAAAUUGCUUUGUUCCUGUCCACCACUGAUCGUUGACCUGUUUGCUGGAGUGUCACAACAGUUUAGUCUUUGGUUUGCACAUGCUUUUCACGUAUCUUCCAGUAAGACACAGUCAACACUGUAAACCCUUUUUCUGUGCUAUCUUUUAGAGGGACAUUUCCCAUAGACCAUGUGAUUUCCAAGUUUUGUUGCUUCAUCCUUAUUUUCUCUUUCUCAAUCGACUCUUUCCUUCCCUUGAAUUUUAAGUUUUAUGUUGACCAAGCAGCUUUUUUUCAUGGAUGUAUUAUUAGAUCUUUGUGUGUGUGUGUGUGUGUGUGUGUGUGUGUGUGUGUGUGUGUGUGUGUGUGUGUGUGUGUGUGUGUGUGUGUGUGUGUGUGUGCUUGCAGUGCCACUUAUCCAUUAGUUUAUUUUGUCAUCCUUUUUUCCAUCACAAACUUCGGGUUUACCUUGGCGGAUUGACUGCAAAGCCUUGUGGGAAAGUGUGUGUGUUUUUGUUGGACCCUGUUUUGGACUCUGACCAGUCACUUGGCUAGCAUCUGGGCUCUGAUUGGACACUUCAGUCUUCUCAGGGACACCAGAUCACAUGAUAAGAUCUUCAGGAUCAUUUUAAAGGCUGUGCAGUUUUUCAACACUCACAGUUUUUAAGAAUCUGAGAAACAGAAACCAUUUAAACACCGAGGAGUUUUUAUUGUUUUUAGACAGACCAGAAGGAUCCUAGACGAAUUUAAACAUGUACUUGUAUGCCACUGAUGGCGCUUACCUACCUCUGCUAGUAAACAGAAAUACAUGAACAAAUAAGUCAACUGUAAAUGACUCCACCUGAUGAAAAUGAGAAGUGUUGCCAUUUCAUUCCAAAAAUAUUAGCUGUCGUCUGACGAGUAAUGCCCUUGUCGCCAGUGACGUAGGGCCAAAAGCUGGAACAUAAACUGGGAUUUAAAAGUAAGAUAGAUCUGUUUCUGUAUGUAGAAUAAGAUUUUUCCAAUGAUGUUAAUCUUUUGUGUCUAUACCAUCAUUUUGAGGUUUGUAAAAAAAAAAAAAAAAAACACAAAAAACACCUAUAUUUAGCCAUUCAAAGCUGAUUGAGGUAUAAUUUAAAUCUUUGAGUUUAUGUCUUGAGACAUUAAAAAAGAAGCUUAAAAGUAAGCCUAAAUACAUCAGAUGAGGAAUUAAUAAGGAGUUUGUUUGGUUCAUACUUAUUUAAAAAAUGUUCUAUUCUUCGUGGCUGAAUUUGUUUGCUAACUACUACAGCGAUCCCCCACAUUUUCACACAGAUAGCAGUAGGGAUGAACAGUGGGGGAGUGCUAACCCUGAGCCCUGAGAUACACUCGCUACUAGACUUUUGAAAGUGUGCUGUAGUAUCUGGCACCAAAAAGCUUAAAAUCCUGUAAGCUUCUUGGUCGCUCAUCCCACAGAUGCAGGAUUGGGUUUAGAUCUGGAUGACAGAGUCAUCUCUGAGGUGUUCCCUUGGGACACUUCAGGAGUCAGCAUAGGCACUCUGAGUGAUCUGCAGCCCCACAAGCAAAAAAAUAAAAAAUCUUUUACUUUUUUUCUACCAGAACCACCAUCAAGCUUUUAACAACUGGAGUUCCUGAAGCUCUGCUGUUAGAUAAAACGACAUAAGUCAGCUUUCACCUCCCAAAGUGGAUCAGUGAGCUUUGUGUAAUGGGCACAUUACACCAUCAGCUCACGCCACGCGACUUGUAUGAACUUGAUGGUGAUUUUGUUUUCUCUCUUUUUGGUACAACAAAUCCUCUUAUGAGACGUUCAAUAAUUGCUCAUUAUCCGGUCUACCAGAAUUUCUUGAAUUUUCUCGGCUUCAGUUCAAAAGCUAUCUGCUGUUAGUCCAAAAACAAAAACAUGAUCACUCCUAUUCUGACGUCCCUCCAUUGGCUUCCCGUUCAUUUUAGAAUUCAUUUUAAAAUUAAUUAAAAAAUGUUCAUGUUUGUUUUUAACUCUUUAAACAGAUCAGCACCACAGUACACCUCUGACCUCUUCAGUGUUUGUACCCUCCAACAAUUCUUGAGGUCUGCUGAUCAGCUCCAACUCUCUGUCCCUAAAACUUGUUUAAAAACCAGUGGCGACCGAGCUUUCUCGGCUGUGGCUCCUAAAUUGUGGAACAAAUUGCCACUCAAGAUUAAAACUUCCCCGACUCUUUCUUCUUUGAAAUCACGUCUUCAAACUUUUACUUCCUCGGCUUUUAGUUCAGCAUGCGAGUUGUGUGACCUCUGUCCUUUUAUGUCCUUUAUGGUCCUUUUAUUGCUUCUAUUUCUUUUAUGUUUUUGUGUUUUUAUUUCAUUUAUUUCAUUUUAUCUUGUGUUUGCUUUACCUGCUUUUAUUUAUUUAUUUUCUCUUGAUUUUUUUUUACUUCUGCAGUGUUUGUUCUUUUGAUUUUACUGUGCAGCACUUAAACCUAAAUGUAAAAAAUGGUACACCUAAAUGUUUUCAUAUUGUGCUGUAUAAAUUAAGCAGAUUGGAUUGGAUCACUGUUAUGCCUGAUGUCCUCUACAUAUACCGUCAAUGCUUUUUCCUUAAACGGAUGAUAAUGUUAUUAAGAUACCGUGGAAUCUCUUUAAAAGUCACAUGAUAUUAUCUUCCUUUUGAGAAAACCUGAUUAUUAAAAUUUAGAGUGUCCUUUUUCCUCUCACAUCUGAGCCCCAUGUGUUCUACAUACAGUGAAAUCUCAGUCUCACGGUUACUAUUCAGACUAAAAAUGAGUUUUCUUAUUUCCAAACAGGCAGUUCAUCAAAUACUGAAGCCUGUUAAAUCAAUUCCUCUGAAUUUCUCUUUUCACUUCUUUUUAUCUCUUUCAUCUCCUCUGUUAUCUCACAGUUCAUGACCAAGAGCCCAAACAAGCGUCUGGGUUGUGUGCUGGCUCAGGGUCUAGAGGAGGCCAUUAAACUCCACCCCUUCUUCAGAGAGAUCGACUGGACGCUGCUGGAGCAGAGAAAGAUCCGACCUCCAUUUAAACCACGCAUCGUGAGUUCAAAGUCACAUCAUACACUUAACCCGUGCAAAAUCGACCCUAUUAGCUGGGAAAUGGGCUGAAAUGUCACUGUGAUAGAUAUGACUGUAGAUAAUCAAGAUUUUAUACACGUUUACUUUUAACUGUUACAAUUUCUGCAUGACUUUUUUUGCCGUGAAAUCAAAGCUAAAUGAUUAUAUUUCUCGCUCUUUCUUUCUCUCUCUCAAUUUUCCAGAAAACCAAAAGGGAUGUGAAUAACUUUGACCAAGACUUUACACGUGAAGAGCCCGUUCUUACCCCAGUGGACAACAGCAUCAUCAAGCAGAUCAACCAAGAUGAGUUUAAAGGAUUCUCCUACUUUGGAGAUGAUACUGCGGCCUAGACACACACAUACACACUGAUAUAUUGACCCCUUAAAAGCGUAGCGAAAAUGAAAAAGGAAGGAAAGUAAAGUAGGAACUAUAGUUGACCAUCUGUAUCUCUAAAACGUUUCUGUGCUCUUGUUGUUUGUACAUCUGUGCAUAUCCCAUUAAAGUAUAUGCUCAAGCAGCAGAGGAGUGCAGGUCAAAAACUGUAAGAAAUCUCCUCCACUUGGUCUGGAUGAAUUUCUGAGACCCAGAACAGAGGUCAACACCAAAUUCAGUCAAGGCUAUGGGCUGGUGGUAAUUUUAUUGUGUGUAUGAGAGAGAGUGUGUGAGUCCAUGUGAGCAUGCAUGUGUAGCUGUAUACUUCUGAAAAGAGUUGGACUGUCAUUUCUGUACAUGAUGUGGUGUACCUUGUGUUUGUCUCUGUGUUUGGAGAAUGUUUGUUCAUUCUUAAACUUAUAUGUGAAUGAAAAAAAGAACCAAUGAUUGUAUUUAAAUGAGAAGUUAGUCUAGAAAAGUGUUUUCACUCUAAAAGAAAAGAGGAGAAAUCAAAGAGUCGUUCCUGAUAAAAUCAUGGUUAAAGUUGAUGUUUUUCAUUCCUUCCUUUAGAUUUUAAAAGUACAAAUUUUAUUUAAAUGUUGAUUUCAGAAGAAGUACCAAAAAGGAACUGAAUAGCAUUUCUGAAUCUUUGUGGAGUUUAUUUCAGCUCUUCAGUUUUGGAUGCAGAAAGCAGCUUAUUCUGUCUCCUUCCCCCCUGCGUUCAAUCUUCCCAACCCUUUAGUCAUUUGAUUCAUCUUAAAGGGUGACAUUAACUGCCAGCUAACAAACCUAGUGUCUGGUGUAUUACUGAAAAAUUAAAGUUUUGAAAGCUAGUUUAACCUGAUAAAUCAAAACGGCGGAUUUCCAUUGAAGCCAAACAACAGGAUGAAUUUUAACAUCUCUCAACUGACUGACUGAAGCCCUUGGCCAUCAAAAUACCUUGAGUGCUUGGGUACAGUGACAGUGUAACUGAUUACUUCCCUUUAAACCUCCAUUGGUCCAUAUGAAAGCUAUACACAGAUAUGAACGUGUAAUUAAAUACGACUGAAUGUGAGAAACUGAAUGUAUUUGUGAGUGCGACAUGUUUUUGUUUUUUUUUCUUUUAAUUUAAAACACGGUUUUGUUACUGUCCUCAUUGUUGUGUUGUUUUGUUUUUACUGGAUUGUCUGGUUCUUGCUGAUGUAUUUAAAAACUACAUUUCACGUGAUGCAGUCAGACUCACUUUGCCUGAAACUCUGACCAGCGUACUCGGGAUCAUUUUUGGACAUGGGAGUGCACUCUUCACAGCGACACGGUCAGGGGUUUCUAAAGGUUAGUGCAUGCAAGGCUUUGCAUGAAGCAAGCUGGAACAGAUAUGAAGCUUUUAGUGAGACUUUUAUGAGUGUUGGACAUGCAACAGCAUAAAACAGUUUUGUGACAUGACUCUAGUGUGCUGUGGUCACUGAGCCACAGCCACCCAUUUUUCAAAUGCAGUUCAGAGUCACACAUUUUUUUCAUCCCAAUCUGCUGCCCCCCUCACCAGACCAGAUGGACUCUAAAGCUCUUGAUCAUAUGCCCUCGACCUCACAUUGAAAGUAAGCUAGAAAACAGCUCUUAUGCAGGAUGCCAGAGGAAAAGUACCCUGUUGGUCUGAUUUUGAAAUCUGGGGUCUCUGACCAAAAUGCUGUUUUUAAAAGAUGAAAAGACAACAAACUCAAACACAGAAGUAAAAUAAUCCAAGAUAAGCAAACAAGUACUGAUCCAUGUGGGGCAGGUCAGAUUUAUGACUCAACAGUGAACUUUAAAGCAACCAAACACCAACACUCCAAACUUCAUGUGCAAUACUCUGACAGAGGUUUACCUUUGUUUGAUUUUAUGUGUGUUUCCAAAGUUAUUUUACUAUUAUCUAACCUCUUUUUUUCUCCUCUUUAAUCCUGUCAGACAAAUCUGCUGGUAUGAAGCUUAGUGUUAUUAGCCUGUGUCUCAAGUGCCCCUGCAUUACAUCUAAUUACAGUACUCAGAUGAACAUGAAGUUAUGACCAAGGUACUGAAGUUCACACCAAAAUCUUUAUGCAAAAGACAAUUUAGUCCAAUAGUUUUUGUGGAAUUGAUUGAGAAGUUAAAACUGACCAAAAACCAAAAUGAAAUAGUUGAAAAGGUACAAUGGUGAUAGUUCAGGACCAGCAGAACAAACAAAAUCUGAAAGGUAUCUUUCCAUUUUGCAUGUAAGAUUUCAGUCAAAAUGAUGACUGUUAAGUGGAGCUUCCAGUACCUGUCUCACUUAUUAGAAAAAAAUAAAAGACAAGACUGAGUUUUUCUUUUAUUAGGACUUCAUUAUCAACAUAGACAUUACUUAUCCUACUGGUUACUUAUCCUAAAUCUUCAGCUUCACUCUCCACAUUUUAAUUUUGAAGUCACAAAUGUCCUCUUGUUAAUUCCCUAUUGUAAUCAUACUCCUUUGUACAGAACUGUACAUGUAGCAGUAUACUCAUGACUGACAGAUGUUGCAGUAGCAGUAACGGGAGUAAAAUUGUAUUACAGUAGCUUUAGAUGGACUCUCAAUUGUAAAUGUUAAAAAAUGUCAAACAUUAUCACUACCUUCCCCUUUAAAGUCCUUGUUUAAUUUAUGUCUAUCUCUUCUUCCUUCUUGCCUUUCUGUCUCUUGUUGCAUGUUUUCCCUAUUAAAGAAAAAAAAAUGUUUGACUCUUUGUCCCACUGUGACUCAGUUAGGAUUUUUCUUCCUCAGAGGUCCUCCAUGCUAAAAGCCAAAAGCUACAUCCAUCUAAAGUCCCUUUAGUUGGAUGAUUGUUAUAGAGGUUUAAAAAAAAAAGUAAAUACAGUUUGUGUAUUAAGUGAGAAAAUUAAUCUGAAUUUAGAAUUCAACAAACACUGACGUAAGGUUGAUUUCAAACAAUAAAAGCAGUAUUUUUUCUACGGUAACUAACAUCUUCCUCUUGUCACAUGCAGAACAGUACUGUAUGUACAUGCUUUUGUUUUUUGCAGUCUGUGUUUGUGAAGCUUUGUGUGUGCAUCAUGUCAUUUGUUUUUGUUCUUUAUGGAUUCCCCUCAUUUGUGUUUGAGUCCUUUUAUUUUCCUGUUUUGCGCUGUGUGCCAAAUGUACUGUAUUUUAAAAGAUGUGAAGUUGUGUUUUGAUUUUUGAAGCAAAUUAAAUAUUAUGAUGUCAUAUACGCAUAAAUGCUGGUGUCUCUUUUUUGCCUAUAUUGAACAUUUUAAUCUUAAACUUAGCCUCUCACCUCUCUUCUGUUGGUGGUAUUUAAAGCUCCCGUAAGGAACUCUCAGUUUGUGUCUGUUUUGGUGACCCCUGUUUACAAAGCAGCAGUUUUUUCUAAUCUUGUUAUUUAACUUUAAAGUCUUACCAUUCUCUCUUCUAAUAGGACGCUCACACCAAGCGCAAGUGAAAUAAUCUACUAGCUUAACUUGUCCAUAUCUAGAUGCGUGAAUUAAUAAUAUUUACUCGCUUCAUUUGCGCAUCAGCUGUAAUUUUAACGGUAAUCCCUGCCAAUUAAAACAGUGGGACAAAGUUUUUUUUAGAAUUUACAAGGUAAUCCGACCUCGUCACUCACUCACUAGACAACCUCCUUUUUAUUCCAGUUUCGGUAAUUGAAAGAAGAAGUAUCAUAUAAUUCUGAGCAACCACACACUGACACGAUUAGUUUGUCCUCCAUUUUAGACACCAGUAAACAUCCGUUUGCUAUCAUACGUCACCGGGAAACCUCCAUGCUAUGCUAUGAUUAGUUAACGGAACAGGAAUAUCCACUGUUGCGUUAAGUUGAGACAUUUUCAGCUACCACCCAGUUCACAUCAUUUUUUUCUUUUCAAUUGCAUCUUUGCAUUGACUUAACAUGUAAUUAAUUCGCACGAAUGAUUUUACCCACGCUUGGUGAGUGGAGACAAGUAACAGUCAAUUUGUUUUGAGUAUUCUACAUGAUAAAUCAGGGCUGUUUCUCCAGCUGCUUGGCCACCUACCUUCCAGCACAAACUUCAGGCGUUAAAGAUUUCUGUACAAAAAUCAUCAGUCUUGUUUCUGAUGUUUUUUGCUUAUGCAUAUCAGACCUCUCAUGUGCAAUAAGUAAGUGUAUGUUAUUUAUUUGAACUAAUUUUGAAUUUCUUCAUGGAUUGGAGUUUGGAGAUUUUCUUUUUUUUUAAAAGUCUUUCCUCUACGUUAUUUAGAUUUUAACCAUAGACUUUAUAUAGAAUGGACGCUGUUUGCCUCCUCACUGAGUGAAGCCUUUACAAGAACAGCGCCCUCUGGUGACGGGCUGCAGAAUCCUGCCUCCUCCAGCGAUUCUUUUAGAGUUGUUGACAAACUGUAGAAAUUAUUGAACAGAAUAUACAGUGUCUCACAAAAGUGAGUACACCUCUCCUUUUUCUGCAGAUGUUUAAUUUUAUCUUUUGAUGGGAUAACACUAAUGAAAUCACACUUUGAUACAGUGUACAGUCGUCAGUGUACAGCUUGUGUAACAGUGUAAAUUUACUGUUCCCUCAAAAUAACUCAGGACAGAGCCAUUAAUAUGUACACCCCCGGCAACAAAAGUGAGUACUCCACUAAGUAAAAAUGUCCAAAUCAUGCCCAAAGUGUCAAUAUUUUGUGUGGCCACCAUCAUUUUCCAGCACUUCCUUAACCCUCUUCGGCACAGAGUUCACCAGAGCUUCACAGCUUACCACUGGACUCCUCUUUCACUCCUCCAUGAUGACAUUACAGAGACCUUACGCUCCUUCAGCUUCCGUUUGAGGAUGCCCCACAGAUCCUUCAUAGGGUUUAGGUCUGGAGAUGUGCUUGGCCAGUCCAUCACCUUUGACCUCAGCUUCUUUAGCAAAGCAGUGGUUGUCCUGGAGGUGUCUUUGGGGUCAUAAUCAUGUUGGAGUACUACCCUGGGCCCAGUUUCUGAAGGAAGGGGAUCAUGUUCUGCUUCAGUAUUUCACAGUACAUGUUGGCAUUCAUGGUUCCCUCAAUGAACUGCAGCCCCCCUAGUGCCAGCAGCACUCAUGCAGUCCCAGACUGUGACACUCCCACCACCAUGCCUGACUGUCGGGAGGACACUCUUUUCUUAGUACUCCUCAGUACAUGCUGGACACAGUCUGACCAAAAAAAAAAGUUUAUCUUGGUCUCAUCAGACCACAGGUCAUGGUUUCAGUAAUCUAUGUCCUUAGUCUGCUUAUCUUUAGCAAACUGUUUGUGGGUUUUCUUGUGAAUCAUCUUUCGAAGAGGCUCCCUCCUGUGACGACAGCCAUGCAGACCAGUUUGAUGCAGUGUGUGCCAUAUGGUCUGACCACUGACAGGCCAACCCUCCACCCCUGCAACCUCUGCAACAUUCAAACGUCUAUUUUCCAAAGACAACCUCUGGACAUGACGCUGAUCACAUCCACUCAACUUUGGUCAAACAUGGGUAGGCCUGUACUGAGUGGAACCUGUCCUGUUUAACAGCUGUCUGAUCUUGGCCACUGUGCUGCAGCUCAGUUUCAGGGUGUUGGCAAUUGUUGUUGCACCAUACUUUAGACUAAAUAUUCACAUCAGGCUGACUUGGUAUGAUAUUGAGGAGUAAAAUCAGACUGGGACUACAGCAAAAGCUCAACUCUAAUAUUCGAGCUCACCUGAAUGUUGUGGAGUACAGGACAAGGCUAAUUAGGGUUAUGGGGUUAAGACAAAAAGAUGAAGUCAUUCAGCCUGCGUCAUGACCACUGUUGAUUUUUCAUUUUUCCCACAAUCACAGGAUAAAAGAGCAGGUCUCUCCGCAUUGUUCUGAACCUUAUGAGCAGAUAACUUGUUCUGAUAUUUCACUUCAUCUUCCCCUGUCAACUUCUCAAACAUCUGAGAUAAAAGAGAUUACUCAAUGAUUCCUCUGACAUGAUGGCACUUGAAAGCAUGACACAUUUAAAUGAUACAAAGCUUUGAGCGUUACAGAAUAAUACACUUGUUUCUCUGAGUCACUGACUGUAUCUAAAAGAGAGAUAUAAAGAUAGAAGAAUAGACAACAGUUUUCCGUCUCCUCCUGUUUUUAAAACUGAGGCGGAAAUAUUCCGAUGAGUGCAAACACAUUGUGCUGGUGAUGUACUAUGGAGACAAGGAUGGUGAGUCCCUGUUUGAAAAGCUGUUCAGCCAUCAGUGUGUAAGAGAAAUAUCCCCCGGGCAUUUGACAUACUCCAAAAAUGCAUGAAAGUCCAUCAAUCCGUACAUUUUCUUCAUCUUAUUCAGGAUGGGUUCGUAGGGGCAGUCUUCUCAGCAAGUCAUCCAGAUGCAACUCAUUUUAGCCGCUUGUACCAGUGAUCUUAUUCUUUCAGUCAUGGCCAGAGAUGAGGGUUGGAGCACAGAUUGAGCAAAAAAAGUUUGAUUUUAAACACCAGCUUUAACUACCAACAUCACCAAAAUAGGACUUUCAUUAACUGUCUCUGCUCUCUAACACUUCAUGGUAGCGUAAGACAUGAUGACUACAAUCCUUUAAGAUGCAUUUCUUUUGUCCUUUUUUUUAUAGACCAACUCCACAUCCCAUCUUAGGUUGAAAUACCUUUUUACCCAUCUAUGAUGUUUUAGUUAAAAUAAGACGUGCAGUCAUCCCCAGGACUUCACUCAGUCCUUGGUCGUACCACUGGGGGAUGGAGCAAGCUUUUGAAUCAUCAUAAUCUCCUAGGUCACAGCUUCUUUGUCUACCAAAGUGGACCAUGCUUUGAAAUCACCACAGUGUGAUGGCAAAUAGAUGAAACAUGUAAAGUAGCACCUUAGAGUGCCGCUCAUGUCUCACAUAAUGUGGGUUUAGGUUCUGGCAGAGGUCUUCUCAUAAAAUAAGAGAAGACAAACUUUAUUAAUCCCCAAAGGGAAAUCCAAUAUUAUCUAAUGGUUCAUUCUCAUUCUCAUGGGUAUUUCUGGUUUCAAAUUGCUCAACAUUUACUUGUUGAGCUUUGAUUUUCUAGUUUUCUUACAUCAGAAGUUUUCCCUGACCUGAAUGGAAAUGUUAUAAAA
Messenger RNA from Xyrichtys novacula (pearly razorfish), 82931 nucleotides. Lineage: Eukaryota; Metazoa; Chordata; Actinopteri; Labriformes; Labridae. The record is from the annotation of a GenBank genome assembly.